Molecule: messenger RNA, 60270 nt
Organism: Xyrichtys novacula (pearly razorfish)
Lineage: Eukaryota; Metazoa; Chordata; Actinopteri; Labriformes; Labridae
Source: the annotation of a GenBank genome assembly
GAGGUGCUAAACUAUGAAGCAAGCUCUGGAUACCCCAGGUAUGUUGGUCAUCUGGUUGAACAUACCCUCACGAUUAAGAUCAGACUGAACGGCUUCAUUACGCUGGCUAUCAACCUGAUAGAUUUCUAGUGACUCAAGCUAAAACAUGGUUGUUGUAUUCUUUUUAAGAGAGAACUUUAACUCUCCGUCGGGUGUUAAUAUUUAGUUUGUCUGAUAUCACAUUAGAGCUGACUGCUGUACAUGCAGAGUCUAUGUAUCACUUGUGUAAACCUGCACAGGAAACUGUCACCAUCACAACACUGCCAGGAUGAUAAUUGAGGCAGAUGCUCCGUGUAGGGCUGUCCCAGUAUAUCAGUAUUGAUGAUAUCUGUGUUUUUGGACCAAUGAAACAUUGAUUUGGUGCUACAAAACAAAAAACUGUUUUGUUGCAGUUGCUGCUGGUGAGUUAGCUGUAGCAUUAAUCUGAGUGAUGAUUACACACUUCUAAAUACUGGAAUUUGAAGACAUACCGUGAAACCAAAAACAAUGUUAGAGCUUGUGUGUCUUCAGGUUCACCAAUUCAACAUUUAUUCUUUCUUUUCUGUGUUUUGAUUCAGACCUGCUUGAAGAAGCUUAUAUUGCAAAAUAGGGCUGGGCGAUAAACCGAAUAUUUACAGAUACCGAAAUUUACGACAAUAACGUGACUCUCCACCCCAUCCAGACCAUAACAAAGAGGGAUGGACAGGUGAGGAGAUGGAGGACGGUUCAAAAGUUGGAUCGGCUGGAACGGUGGCUGAAGUAGACGAAGUUAAUGUGGGAGGGGGUGAGCAGCUUGUGGAGUAGUUAUCAUCCAUUUAUCGUUAUCGAGGUGAACUGCUCAAUGUAGCGUGAUAUUGAUUUGAAGGCCAUAUCGCCCAGCCCUACUUCCGGAAAUAAGGCAACCUAAACAAAAGACAGAAAAAUACUUUUUUUAAAAAGUGAGGUGAUGUCUUCUCCAAACAAGUUUCAGUAACAGGGAUAAAACUUGUUUGAUUUGGCGAGAUAUUGAUUAGAGAUACUGUCACGAGGUUAGUAAUGCAGUUGGUACAUACAUUUGAACAUUAAGUGAAAUUGUUGAUUACAUAACUUUCUUAGAAACUUACAAAAGAAACAGAUUUACCGUAGGGGGAAAAUGGAAGAUUAAUCACAUAUGUGGCAACUGAUUAACUAACCAUAUGAGCCUGUUAGUCUAAUGCAUUUAGAUUAUUUUCACACAUACAUGUCCCUUUCUGUGCGAGCAUGAAGCAGGAGGGGUAGAGGCCAUGAGGGGUCCUGCGGUUAAUGAUGCGUUCAGUUAUUGGUGACUGAUAAUGUCAUAUCAGGAACUAAUUGCCCGCACUGUUGCCUCAUUAAGCACAGCAUGACGUCCUGCCACGGGGCACUGGAUGCACACCUCGCUGCAAUCACUGCUCCUUCAAUACAUCCUCCGUUUUUUUACUCUUUCACCCCCUGCCUUGCUAUUCAUCCAUCCUCCUGUCAUGUUUUGCUUUUACGGUGUCUUUUAUGGGGCCAAAGUAGAGGCAGUUUUUCCUCAAAUUUAUAAAAGGAUUGGAUGACUGAGGUUUAGGUAUUUCACUUUCUGCUGGGUGAUUCUUUAUGACAUCCUCAAUCCCCCUCUUUCUUUAUUUCUCCUUUCAAUUUAUUAGCUUCCCCGGCAUUUUAAAUUCAUGUCUCUUUCUGCCUGUAUGUAUUCAUCCAUUUGGUAGGGCUUUUUUAUUUUUUUGUGCUCUCUCAAGUAAUUGGUCAGUUUCUGCUUUUCUGACAUUUGCAUUUCACUUUCAUUGCAUCUCUAUCUCUCCCUGCCUUCCUCUUUGCGGUAACCUUCACACCCCUGAUCUGGAGCAGUUGGCUUGUCUCCCCCGUUCCCUCUCCAUCUAUUCACCCUCUGUUUUGCACAUGCCCACUACCCUGCCUCUGGGCCACACGUUUCCUUCUCUCCCCCUCCUCUCUGCUUCCCCCCCUAACCUCUCCCCCUCUUUUAUUUAUGAGAAUAUGCUGAUGGGGCAUACCCAGGUAAAGAAAGAAUUUUUUCCACCUGAGUUCGAAAUAGAGAUUGAGAUAAAAGAAAGCUGCGAGAUUGCCAGAAGAGAGAGAGCACACAAUUAAUCACGAAUCUGCCAUUUGUCCUAAAAAGCAAAGCCAUUCAUCAAAAGCAGCGCAAAAAAGAGAGGAUGAAAGGAUGAACCAGGGAAGAAGAAAGGGGAGGAAAAUACAGUAUGUAUGACAUGAACUAUGCAGGAUCUAACUGGGUCAAUGGCAAAUAAUGUUCCUCUGUUAGUGCUGAGCUGAGCUCUGCCGCAGAGUUGGAGAAGCAGGCUGGUUUGAGAUCAGCGGCAGAACGGGAGAGUGAUUCAAUCUCAAGCCUUCAAAUCCAAUUGCAUGUUUCUAACACAAGAUGUAGUCCUGCAAGAGUGCACAAGAAAGAUGCUUAGCCAUUUUUUUUCCCCUCUGUGUAGUAUUCAGAGUGCACACUGGUUGCCGCAUUGACAUCAAAAGUGCCUUGUCAGAUACAUGUUUAGAGAGCUAUCUCUGUAUGCAGUACAACUUUACCUGGAUGCUGACGAUGGUUUGUUUCAUUGAUUUCAUAUACUUUCUUGUGCCGCUCUAAAAAUGCUGCAUACAAACCAUGAGGGGGAAAAAAAGAGCAGUACAAUUCUGCAGAGGAAAUUGCAUGUCAAAAAAGGAUCUUUGUGCCUUGUGGGGAAGCAUUUUCUCAGCAGAGAAAAUUUGGUUGCUGUUAAAGAAAUAUAUUUUCUCACUGACACUUCUCAACACUCCAGCUCAGCUAUCACUAGAGGGUUUGUACUCUCCAUAUGGUGAAAACUGACAGUACAAGAAAAGAGCUUUACAAAAGCACAGUAGCUGCAUGUUGUGGACUUUGUUGAACACAAUGGAAAUCAUCAGAUGGGAAGACAGAACCUUUUUCUCCACUACUUGUCAGAGUCUAGGCUGAACACAAGCCAGUUUAAAGGGAUAUUCAGGCGUAAAAUUGAUUUAGGGUCAAACACACCGUAACACCGAGUGAGACACCCCCUCCAGAGAUGAAUGUUGCCGAACACUUGCUUCUCUAGUUUUACCAACUUUAGUAACGACCGCAGGGUAGCAAUAUACAGCGGUCUAAGGAGCCAUAAACAAACCUCAACCAAAACGCCACUCUAUAGCCACAAAUAAUGCUCAGGGCGGCAGUAGCUCAGGAGGUAGAGUGGUUGUCCAAUAACUGGAAGGUUGGCGGUUCGAUUCCCCCCUAUCCCAAGUCUGUCCGUUGUGUCCUUGGGCAAGACACUUAACCCACCUUGCUCCCAGUGUGGGUCCUCCACUGGUGCAUGAUUGUGAGUGUUGUCUGGUGGUUGGAGAGGCCGUAGGCGCAAACUGGCAGCCACGUUUCCGUCAGUCUGCCCCAGGGCAGCUGUGGAUACAAAGGUAGUUUACCACCACCAAGGUGUGACUGUGUGAGUGAAUGAAUGAUGUAUCCAAUGUAAAGCGCUUUGAGGGUCUCUAAUAAAGUGCUAUAUGAAAUCUGAUGCAUUAUUAUUAUUAGAACAGCACCUAACUUCAUCAACAGUACAUAUAGGGUCCUAGCCACCAAACAUCUUUUUAACUUUGCCUGAUUCCUUUUGCAAAGAUACUAAACACAACUCACCUACUCUCUUCCAGCAGCUGCUUGAUUGUAGUGAGACCUCGGGCCAGUCCAUUAUGGACUACAGCGGGGUGAUGCAGCUCAAGGAAGAACAUUUAUGAUCAUUACUUCAUGAAAAUGCAAUCAGACUGAGACGCUAAGGUAGAAGAAAUUCUGCGUCUGCAGUGCAAAAUGAUUAUUAUGAUGAUUAUUACUUCAAGGAAAUGAUAAAGAAAUGAUCAUAAAUGUUCUUCCUUGAGCUGCGUCACCCCACUGCAGUCCAUAAUAGACUGGCCCGAGGUCUGGAAGAGAGUAGGUGAGUUGUGUUUAGUCUCUUUGCUAAAGAAAUCAGGCAAAGUUAAAUAGAUGUUUGGUGGCUCAUGCUAUGGCUAGGACCCUAUAUGUACUGUUGAUGAAGUUAGGUGCUGUUCUGAGCAUUAUUUGUGGCUAUAGAGGUUUGCUUUUGGCUCCUGACACUGCUUUGUAUUGCUAUCUGUCGCUGUUACUAAAGCUGGUAUAACUAGAGAAGCGAGCAUUCGGCAACAUUCAUCUCUCGAUGGGGUGUUUAACUCGGUGUUACGAUGUGUUACGAUAAUUUUACGCUGAAAUAUCCCUUUAAAACAACCCUAAAGACAAAGCAGGACCAAAAAAAAGGAGGGGUGGAGAUGUUGGUGGUGUGUGAUAGAGAGAAUAGGUGGAGCUGUGAGAGAGAUGGUUAAAGGGAGCUGAGACCAGGUGCCAUGCGGGGCAGAAGUUUGGGACGUGGCGUGCACUGAGAAGAAUAAUGCGCCCUGACAGAUCAGCACUCUCUGCCAACACGACCAAUGAUUCCCCCUAAACCACAGUGAUGUGCAGCGCAACAGCACCUGUGACACCAACUGCCACCCUGGGGAAACGUCAACAACUGGCCACCUGUUAAAAACUGCACUCACCAACAUCAAACCGCAUAUUUAAUCCAUUCAAUAUGUUCUGAUUGACGUCACAUGGAUAUGCAACAAGCUCCUCUGAAUUCAAAUGCGACUCAGACGCUCAGGGAAAAUUAGCGUUAUUCACAUUUUGCUCUUGUCUGGAUGGAUCCUGUAGCUGCUGAUUGAGAUGUAGUUACUCCUCUUGUACUUUUGAAAAGAGAAAUAUCAUGUUCUCCCUCUCGCUAAUAAAAAGCUGAAUUCAUUAGGAAUGAAAUGCCUCUUUCACUACCCUCACACUUUCUCUUGUUGAAGUGUUAUGUGGUUGUUGAUGACUAAUCUCUAUUUACAGAUUCCCCUUGAAAAGGUGGGAUCUGAAGCCAAGGUCUGGCAUUUUGUAUAGAUAGUUUUCUGCUUUCUAUUUGUAAUAUGUUUGUAGUCUGAGAAGUAUUAACCGAUCCAGCAUUAGCAGGUGUUUGCGUACGUAGAAAAAAAAACAGGAGAACAAAAGAAGUCAGAAUUUAAUGUGCCACAACAACAUCCCUGCUGCUGCUGCUGCUGCUGUCAGUGUUAAUCUGACAACAGUUUAUUUAUCCCUACAAAAAGAUGCCAGCAUGCAAAUUUACUAAACAUUGUUUUUCUUCAUCAAAAACUUCAACUUGGAUGACGAAUCUGCUUAUUGCUGUGUUUUCGACAACCAGUCAACACCAGAUGCAUCAGAAAUGAUUGAUACAACUACAAAUCAAGAAACAUCAAAACUGUCAAGUUCUUAUUCCUUCUCCUCAAAAUUGACAAGACUGAAUUUGUACGUUUGAUAAGUCUGUAUUAACUGUGUCAUGAUUUUAGUAAACUUAAAACCUGAUUUUAAAUGCCAGCUCAAGACCUACCUCUACCUCAGUCUGGCUUUUAACUACAUUUUUAUCAUCAACUUUUAUCUCUCUGUAGUUGUCAUCCCAGAAUUCUCUUUUAGUAUUUUUAUUUUUAAAUUUAAGAUGGCAUCUCCUCAGUGCGCAUAUUCCUGCCUUUACAAAAUAGACUUUAUAACCAGGUUUGAGCUCGUACAGCUCUCUCGUCUGAACACUCAGUGCUAGGGCUGGGUGCUAUGGGGAAAAAGUUUAUCAUGAUAUAUUUUUUCCAUAUCAGGCAAUAUCGAUAAAUAUCACGAUACAAAAAAAUCACUGGUCAAUCCUAAAUGUUCCCUGUUACUCUUAAAUGAAAUUUAACAGUGCUUAUUGGUAGCAUGUCUUCUGCAAUACAAUAAGCUACUGCACCUGUGAGGUCGUAAGGCGUUUCACUAGAGGAAGCGGACUGAAUGGUCAGUUCAGUGCGGCAUGGACUCGGACUCCCUUUUUUAUUGGCUAUUCGUAUCUCUACCAAUACAUGGCACAAUGCCGACUAUCGAAAAGCAUAUUGAUCAUGUUUCAUAUCAGUUUUGAGGGAAAUUAUUUUUUUAUGUUAUCAUUAUCGUUUUGUUGCCCAGCCCUACUCAAUGCACUUUUUAACUUCCCACUGUUGUGUUUAGAUUGCGGGGUUGGGAUGAGGGGUUAGGGAUCGGGUAGAGUUGGGAAUUCUUUCUUUCUUUUGUAUUCAUCUGUUUGUAAAGCACUUUGUGCUACUGCAUUGUAUGAAACGUACUAUACAUAUAAAGUUUGAUUGACUGAUUGAUUGAUUAAAACCUGUUAAUUGCAAGCAAAUAAGUGAACAGGUGCCUUUAUUGACCUAGUGGCUUAUAUCUCUACCAGAUGGGUUCCAAUAUGAUCCAAAAAGUCAGCACUUGGUACAUUACUUUCCCUGUUUCUCAGGCGUUUCCUGCAUGCACUGAUCUCUGCCUUAUUUAAAAUUAAAAAAAAAAAAAUCACUCAGCAAUUCAAGAUAUGUCUGCAACCGGUAUCAAGGGAUGAACUGCUUCUUUGAUCUUUAUCAGAAAAUCAAUGCGAUUCCUCGUCUUGUGUGGCGCCAAAUGUUGAAAAAUUCAUCAUGUGGCAGAGCUACAGUAUGUAAAUGGAGGUUUACUUAAUCUCACAGCUAAUGGCUGGCUGAGAGACUGGGGAGGCUGUGGUCAGACACUUAAUGGAAAACCUGCACUGCUUUGUGCUGUCGUAAUGGGAGGAGAUUAUCUUGCCAUGCAGAGGGAGUGGAUGAAUGCUCCUCCACAAAUUGGUCGUACCCUGUCCCUCCUUCCAGCCAAUCUCUCUCUCAUUAUGGAUGUUUAUUAUUUAUAUUAAACUCACGAGUCACAUUUUAUUCUUGCCAUGGCGACGUGGAGGCUGAGGGACAUAUGGCAGCUAGGUGAAUCUAAUGUUUGUUCAUGCAUUUAAAUUCUCCUCAACUUUCUUUUCAUUGUUUCUCAUGAGGUACGUUGUUUGUAUGUGUUUUGUGUAUUUUGAAUUUUUCCAUCUGUAUCUCUUUCUUCAUUACCAUAUUGCACUCUUCUGAUUUGAAUCUCCCAUCCUUGUAUUUUUGGAGUCUUCUGACUAUUAUUUACUUCUGUCAGGUCAUGGGCAACACCACAGUUUGAAAUAUCCAUCUGUCAGGCUACCGUGUGUUUACCCCUGAGAAAGAUCAAUAGUGCUGUGCCAUAGCCCAGACUUCAUUUUUCAAGCACAAUUAAUUGUGUUUCUUCCUCAAAACCGUCCCGGACACGCUAGACGAGGCAAAUCCUUGUGGUUUGGUGUCACAGUGAGUGGUGUCAAUUAAGCCCAUGCCGGUCUGAUUUAAUGAUUACCUCGCUCACCGCAUUGUCAAAGAGUGCUUAUGAUGUUGUCACCUUUCUGUUUGGAUAUAACAUUGAUUGUGUGAGUCAUUGAGGUCAUGUCUGAGUCCCCACUCAGCUAAAUUAAGACAUAACCUGCAACAUCAUCUCCUUGCCCACGUAUUAGCAUUUUCCUUAUUCAUACUUGUUGAUUUAAACAGGACUUAAAGGUUGAUGGCAGGAUCUGAGGAAGUGCCAGUCUUUGGGAGGGGUAGUGUUUACAUUCAAGGUUUCUCCCAACCAGUUUUCCCCUCAGCUCCUCCUCUCCCCUCCCUCUCUGCCCCAGCAAGCCCCGCCCACAAACAGAUGCUCCUGCUCGGUCGUAUAGUUUCGAUUAAAUUCAGAUAUAAUGCAGAUAAAUACUUUAGAUAAUUACAAAUGGGGCCCAGUCAACGUGAAAGUAAAAAGCAUUGGUGCUACUGUAGAUGCCAACAGACUACCAGCAAACACAAUGUUUGCAGGACUUCUUCAACUAGGAUAAAGUGACAUAGUCCAGGACCCGAGGUAAACAGUUUAAUGGCGCUACAACAUGCAGCAGGUCCAGUUUGACAAGAAACUCUUCUGUUACAGACACUCGGCUUAUUUUGUUAAAGCGGUUUACCUGUCCAGCAGAAAGGUUACAGGGUCCGUAAGAUCCCGAAGCGUCUCCAUCGUUUAUGUUGACCCGGCCUCUUUGCUCUUGUCCGGUCUACCUCCUUUUUAAUCACCCGUUAUUCCGCCAGAGUCUCUGGUAUUUAUUUUGUUUUAUUGCUUGUGUUUUCCGUACUUUCUGGUUGGUUUCUACUGUCUGAUCUUGUAGUACGCUAACUUUGUUUGGGCUCGUGAACGUUACAGGAGGACGUGGAGCGUGCCUCACAACAAGAGGGAGCAGCGUCUGCCUCGCAACUAAUCAGGUUGGGGGAGGCGGAGAAUGGCUUUGUUUACAAUUAGAGAGAGCGGGCCACCAAAAAAAUUUUAAAUGUUGACUACACAGACAUUAUAAAACACAGCAAUAUUGUUAUUUUACCAAAUGCCAUCAAUAACUAAUAGCUAUUGACUGAUAUUAAAAGCUUUUUGUUUAUACACCUCAAAAAAAGGUGCUUCUGCCUAUCCCACCUUUAACUUGGGUGAGACUGCCAUCCAAAUAUGCAAAAAGUCCAGAUAAGCUGAUGUCUGAACGCAGUAGGAAAUACGUUUUGUUGUCAUGCUGGCAGUGCGAACCUGGAGGAAUAAUAUUCAACAGGGUGAAUAAAAACAUUUGAGGCUGAAAGAGAGACGACAUUUCAGGACAAGAUCAGCAAAGCAAACAGUUUGUGUUGCUUCAUUUAAAAAAAUCCUUCUCUGUAAGCCAGCCAUGGCUUUAACAUGUUGAGACAAGGGCUCUCCUUGUAAAGUACUGUGUGUCCUUUGGAUGCUCAGCUGCACUGAGAGUGUCUGAGAGUUUCACUGGUCAGCAGGUCGGCUCGGAGAGCUCUGCUGCUGCUGUAUGAUAGCAGCUGCUGCUGUUAUGGGUCGAGGAAGUUCCAACUCUUGCACGUACGCUUUAACACAUUUUUACUUUUUUUUUUUUUUUUGUUCUAUCCCCAAAAAUGAACAGCUGUGUACAGACCAACAGCAUGAAACCCAUUAAAAGGGCUCUGUCAUCUUCCAACAAGGACAGAGGUGCACUUUAGCAGCACUCCUGCAUCAAUUUUAAGCCACUUAAAGCAUGUAGCCCUGUGAGUAUAAAGCACCUAUUUAUAGAUGGAUAGUUCAGCAUUGGUGGACUGAGCAUUCAUUUAUCUCAUUUCAAUUCAUUAAGUGCUCGUGUUCCCUUUGCAAAUUAAUGAAUAUACAGGGUAAUGGUCUGUUAACACAAUAUUGAUGAUGUGAUGCUGAUAGUUAAGAGAUGCCCAAAGUAAAUCAAAGUGCUUGUAGAUAGACGAGCACAUGCAUUUGCACUUGGAAACUCCCCUCCUUCCUGAGGCUGACCAUUAAUUUAAUAGACCAGGGUUGUUGUUCAUCUGUUACACUUCAACCGUGGAGAAUUAUAUUGCUACCAAUUAGUGCUCUGAUGGUUUUCCAGACAGUAAUAUGUCACUGAAAUGUUAUGCAACCUCCUCCAUCAUGAGCUGUAAAUAAAAGAGCCCUCCUGCUGUAUUUGACAAUUUGUAGCUCAUUUUCAUUCUGCUUGUUUUAUUUAUUAUUUUUGCUUUGUUUACCGUCAUUUCAAUUAGAUUUUCUCAAUCAUCCAUCUACAUUUCUGCAGAGUUCAUUUUAAUUUAAAUCACUUAAGAAGAGGUUUUUUUUAGAUAUUGUUAACCGCAGUUAUUUUACUAAACCCUGCAAGCGCUUGAUAUCACCACUGAUCUCCUGAAAUGAUUUAAUUUCACUUCCAAAAUUCUCAAUUCCCUUUGUUAAGAAAGCAGACGAAGAAUUAGAAUGGUGUGUGUUGUUCCAGCUGCCAUGAUAGUAAAAGCCCGUUGUCUGCGCACUAUACCAGAACUUCUGCACUAAAACCAUUUAGUACAAAAAACUGUACCUUUACACCCCUAAUCGACAGGGUCAACCUAGCUUGUUUGAAGAACCUCCAACCCAAAUGUCAAAGCUUCUGAGGAGCUGUUCAGUAUGUGUUGAUUUCAGCACCACCUGUGGACAAUGUAGUCUUUAUUUGUCACAUCCUCUACAUGCUAAAAAGUAAUGUUUUCUGACUAAAAAUCUCAUCCUGCUUUCUUUUGGAAGUCAAAUGUACCAUUAUUCUUGAUAUCUAAUGUAGAAAUGGAAAGAAAACAGGCUGUUUCUGCAUCUGCAGGGCUACCACCUAACCCUCACACUAAUUUCAGACAUAAAUAAUCGAGAUGUAAAAAUAACGAGUGUGUAUAGGCAAGGACCUCAUAAUACGAUAUGUAUCACGAUAAAUGUGUCACGUUACGAUAUGAUGCAAUAGGGUGUGUACUGGCAAGGACGUCACGCUGCAACAUGUAUCACAAUAAAGUAAUGUUGCACUACAUCCCAGUAUUUUACAUAGUUAACCUAGUCAAAAAUAAAAAUUGCCGUACCUAUACAUCAAACGGUACUGUUCCAAGAACAGGCUGAGUCAAAACCUUUUUCAAACAACAGUCACAUUUAUUUGAUCGCAAAACGAGGAAUGAUGGCUGCCUCUAUGCUAAUAUCUUAGUGUGGUGUCUUGUUAGAUGAGUUCGUAAGUUGUUCAUAUUCCCACAGUACUUCACAGCAGCGGAACAAAUCUCACAAACAGCAUUUUCUUUCAGAGUUGUUGUUCUUACUCCCACUUUUAUCCUGGAAGCCAAAGUGCUUCCAAAUGUUGGCUUUGAAUUGUGACAGCGCGUUUUUUUUUCUGUCCGUCAUGUCAGCCCCAGCUUUCCUUGGCUUCUACCACUGCCAGAAAUGAAGCAGCACCUCACUGCGAAGUUGUUCUUCCGCGCCAUCUCCUGGACUGGAGGUACAGAAGUCAUAUUUUAUUCACAACCCAGUGAAAGCAUUGAUACUUUUUUUCUCUCAAAAAUCAAUAUCAGCCGGUUGCGCACUUGGCCGAGUGGGUUAGCACAGCGUAACCACGGUCCUUGAAGUGGUCGCGGGCUCGAAUCCGGCCCCGACCAUGUGCUGCAUGUCCUCCCCCCUCUCUCUCUAUCUCCUCACACUUCACCCUGUCCUGUCAAUAAAAGGCUAAAAUCAUCCCCAAAAAAAUUUGAUAUUAGGAGUUGACAAAUCCCCUAAUAUUCCGGAUCGAUCAUUUUUCACACCCCUAGUAAAAUGGCUUUUCUUGUCACUGAUGGUCUUGUCUGCAUUUAGGAAUCAUGAAAAGACACCAAAAUGAAGUUCAGUCGAUUUCAUAAAUGUGAAAAUAAAACCUCAUAAGAUCAUUGUGUGCAUCGUACUCUGUCCUUUCCUGUGAAAGGAAUAUAAUAUGAUCAUAUUGUCAUUGAAAUAUAGAGAUUUCAAUACAUUGUUGGUGUUAUCACUGAAAAACGUCUUUGAAAGACUUAAAGGUUACAGUACUUUAUUCUGUUAUGCUGCUGCUUAUGUUUGGGAUAAAUUACACACCAAAUAGGUAUAAAUCCCCGUAAAACCUCUUAUAAGAAAUAUGCAAAUGGAGUAUUAAGGAUUUGCGAUCUGUAUGCUUUGCGAAAGGCUGCCUAAGGACCAAUUACAGACGAUGUAUGAAGUCCUUAUCCUGGUUGUAUGAUUUCGACAUUGCCUUGAUUCAUCAUCACCGUGUCCAUCAGCUCUUUAUUGCAGUGUCACCCAUCACAUUUCCACAUUAUUGAUGUGUUUGUUUCAUUUUAUCACUCAGGCAGCCGUUACUAUGAAGGCUGCCACAGUUGGAUGCGUGCAGACAAAACACACACACACACAUAUACACACACACACACACACAGCACUUGGCUGAUAUUGUCCAUAGUCAUAGCCAACACAAAGUGAUCUAGCUGUGUGAUUGUAUGGCUGGCUGUGUUCAGCUCAGUCAACACAUUGAAUUUAAUUUCCUCUCUCUGUCCUUCGGCUCCGGGAUUUCUGUUUUCAUCCCAGGGAGAUAUUUCCAUUUGUUUGUGUUCAGUUUCCUCACGCCUGUUUUUCUCUAUAUAUUCUAAUUUUAUUUAUACGCAUGCUCACCUGUCCAUGCUUUGUUUGCAUUGUACUGUUUUGAGCUGGUGCCUUUGUGAUUGUAUGUUUGUUUGAUUCAUGUCAAUUUUCUUCCUCAUCUGUCUGUCUGUCUUUCUCUGCUUGUCUGUCUGUCACUUUCUCUCUCUCUCUCUCUCUCUUACACACACACCACCACCUGCAAAAUCAUCAAACACACACACACACACACACACAUACACACGCUCAUCUGUUUCUCACAGGUUUUCCUUAAAUCUCCCCACUCCUGUGAAAAUGUGAGUGACAGCUCGACAUGCACAGUCCGCAACCAACUGAUGGGGAUUUUAACCAGAUACGUCACAAGUAGAGGGAAAGGGGGCGAGGGAGGGAGGGAGGGAAGGAGAGGAGUGGAGGAGAGCAAACGAAGAGACAGAGAGAGAGAGAGAGAGAGAGAGAGUGUGUGUACAGAGGGAUAUAUUGACUCAAAGCUGGUCUGCAUGCUCCUCAGUGUGUGAGAAACAGAGGACAUGAGAGCAGGCAAGAUGGAGUGCUGGCACAGAUGAAGACUGUCCCCGGGUACGUUUUUUUUUCCUCUCCUUUCUUUAGAUGUGUGUGUGCGCACAUGUGGCAGCGUGUGUGAGUGUCUGCAUGCCAGAUCCAGUGUAGGCGAUCUGAGUUUGAGAGCAACAUGCUGCAAGUGAUCAUCCUUGCGCAGGGGAAACAAGCGUUGAGCGUUAAGGUUGAAGCCGAACAUCCGAGUAAAUGAAUGGAGGUUACUAAAAUGGAACAAGCUGAUUGGGGUCUGUAUCCGUGUGUAUCGUGUACCGCACAUGUGUGUGUGAUGAGGACAGAGUCUGAGCACCGUAACUCAGUGGACCGAGGAGGGAGGCAUGUACGGUAAUGCAAGUUUGGAGCUGAGUUCAGUCUCACUCUGUUUUGAUAUGACUGAAAGCUUGAGCAUGUUCAGUAUGUAAACAUGUAUGAGAAGGAAGCCGUCAGUAUGGAUCACAUUCUCAUAGAGGUCGGUAGUGAUGGGAACAAAGUGUGUCCGCCGAAAUUAGGGAGGUAGCGCAUCACUUUUUGUGCUCUGUGAUUCUGCCGUGCCAUCGACAAACAGACACUUAACCAAGAGGAUUCACCUUUUUUCUAAACCUGUCCUCCCACAGGUUUGACUGCAUUUUUCGUCUCCAAAUAUGAGUAGAAAAAUCUAGAGUGAAAACACUAAAAGUCAUUAGCUGGUUGGUUUAGACAUUUGCUACUAUUUUCCAGAGCAUCCAACUAUUUUUCCUGCAAAUGUAACUUAUACCCUGUUUCAAGCCUCAGACAUGGCAGGUUGUUAAACGUUUAAUCUUUUAAACUGUCACUGUCAAAGCAUCUUAAGUAAAUCAGAUAGGUCCCAGGAAAGAUACAGAAAAUCAGCAUUUUUUUCUCUGACAAGUAAUACCCAAACAAUAAAUCAUCUUACCGAGAAAAGGAACAGAUUGAGCGAUAAUGAAAAUAUCAUCCUAAUUAGUUUAGCCCUGGAGUCAAGACUUUGAUUUAUGAGUUUUCAAAGCAACACAAGAAAAAUAACAGGAAACUGAAUAAGCUAUUUAUUUGUGACUCCAUAACAGAUGCAUUAAUCAAAAGCUGGAAGAGCGACAUUAUUUCACUCGGGACGUAGAGUAGGCUUAAAAUCAAAAUCUUACCUGAAGUUACAGAGAAGCACAGAGAAAUUACCCACAGUAAGGUGACUCUAAGUGACUUGCAUCCUUAAAUGACCUGUCUAUGUUUGUAUUGGUAAUAUAGUUGUGUCAUGUAGUCAAAGGCAGAAUAAGUAGGAUUGGGGGUUGCAGUCUGUAAACAAAACUAAUAUAUGACUCCUUUUGUUUGGGUCAGUGUUUACAGCCUCUGCAUGGAUGUGUCACUAUAGCUAGUCCCCUGUGUAUUUAUGGAUCAAUAUAAGGGGAUUAUGACGGGGUUUAGGUGCAUUAUUCUUCUUUAUGAAUUGGUAAUAAAAUUCCUUUCACUGUGCAUUAUCUGGCUUGUUACACUCGUACUUACAAACGUCUGUUGCUUUUUCAUUAUGAAGGGUUUAAUGUACUCUCAGCUGGUUAUCAGUGCCCAUGUGUUUCCUUCUGCACUGGUCUUCAUCCCUUGGCUGUUAGACUACCACUGAAAAAGACAUCAAUAAAUUGACACUGAAUACUGAUUUGGAAUUGAUUUUUCAUUUCAACAGUUUAACAGUUUUCUGCCUUUCACUAAAAAUGUAUUUAUUUAUUUUAAUGUUUAUUUUACAGGGACAAUACAUACAACAUUGCCACAAGAAAUGGAAAAUGUGAUGCAUAUAAGACGACUAGCUUCAGCUAAUGAUCGAUUGGAUCUUACAGGUUGUACUGGGUGUGUUCAAAUUUUCCAACUAAGAAGUCCAAAUGUUAAAAAACACCCAGAAAUAGGUAGAAAAUAAGUCUAACAGGUAAAGAGCAUCAUGCUAUUUUGCAGAAUGUAGCUAACAAUAGCAGAGCUAGCACCUCCUUUGGCCCUCUUUGCAAGUUAACUGGUUUAUCUGGUCAAGCGGCUCUGUGCCAGUGUAACCAGACAAAAGUUUUAUUCUCUAUUUUCUAGAUCAAAUUACCGCCAAGCAGCUUUGCACUAUGUGAUACCAUCUGUCGUCUUGUCUGAAUCUGGGUUACUGCCCUGGGAAGUGGCGGGUGGCUGCACUACAGCUUAGAUACAACAUAUGACCGGCAUUUCAGGCCAGCAGUAAUAAAAAUAAAUUGUCCACCCAACUGCUUGCUCUGCUGCCCGUUAGCAAGGAUGACGAUUAAUAGUAUAGUCGAUAAGAAACGUUCAUCACUAGUUGGGCCGCCUCAGUAGAAAGUAAAUAUUGUUGGCUCCUUAAAGUGAGACGACUUUGCUGAUAUAACGCACAAUAAACCAAUUUUCAGGGUGGUUUUUUUUUUCCCUUUUCAGUUGGCUCUGAAGUUAGACAAGGUAAACAAGAGUGCAUGAAUCAGUACAGAACCUUAGAACGACACUAUGACUGUCUACCUUUAACCAGAAUGGGUCCUGCUUUGGUUCUUAAACUCAGUCUUGUGCUUCAAGCUGUUUUCUAUUCUUUCCUACCACUCAUAAAGCGUAUUCACCACUCCUUACAACCACCCAUUCACACUCUAAUCAUACACUGAUUACUAAAGGAUACUAACAGGGGACCAUACGUACGAACAAAUCACAGUUGCUGACUCUAUGACUGGGAGUAAAUUGGGACCCAUGGUGUCCAUCUCAGAGUUGUUUUUGCGUAUGAUUGUGGGAGCUUGAAUCAAACCACCAACCACUGAUUGAGAGACCACUGACCACUGAUUUGCUUUGCAGAAAUAGUAGACCUCAGAUUAUUGAUCAUUACUGUACUAUAAAUGACUCAAACAACCUAACACCCACUUCCAAGAGGUUGGUGUGAGGAGUCCCCGAAAAGAACAAAAUGUGAAAUACAGGCCGAAUUCGUCAGUGUCUUAUUGCCUCGCUGUAUGUGUUAGGCGAAGAUUCUUUAAUUUGACUUUAAUAGUUAAAUCUGGGACAGCACCAGCAAACAAAUUGAAACACCGCCGUGUCCCAGUUUGAAGUUCGUUCCUGUGAUCACUGAAAUCAAACUAGAACGUAAUAAAACGGUACAGCGGCAGCGUGGGAGUGCGUAAGAGGAAAUCUGUUUUCUAUCUCUCAUGAUGGCUGCAGGGGGAAACGGAAGGAUAGGGUUUGGCUUAACGUGGUGAGAGUUUGGUUACAGUUAUUACACUUGGUUUGACAAAUAUGGUAAAGAGGCUUCCAGGAGCAUUGUGUAAAUAUCGCUCAGGGGGGGUUUGCAGAUGUGAGAGGGAAGAGUGAAAGCAAGAGAUAAGAGAAGGAUUAGAGAGAAGUGCAGAUACACAAUUGACAUCACUUGUUCAUACUUUACUGCACUGCAUUUGAAUAUUAAUUUGGUGUGCUGACUCGAUGUGUGAGUCACACUUGAAGUGCCAAGGGUUCUGGCAAAUUCUAUUUGGGCUUUUUGAAAAGUCAGGUUUGCAUCAGCUGAUGGGAGCAGGCGCAUAUUUCAGUUUUCUCCAGGAGGUUUCAGAUGUGCCGUGAAUUUUAACGUAUUUUAACUAGAGCUGACCCCUGCUGCUGCUGCUGCUGCUGCUGCUGCGAGAGCGAACAAAGAGGGAGAUUUAGAAACUCAGGAUGUGACUGUUGUUCUGUUUUUCUUCUCCAGUUCUGAGCCUCUUGUUCCCCCCCUCUGCUAUGUUCCCAGCUUCUCUUUGUCCUUCCUUAUUUAUUUAUUUCUCUCUUCGUCUCACCCCUUCAUUUCCAUCCUACAGCCCUGUUCGACAGUCCACAUGAGCGUCUCAAAACCCCCUCCGCCCCCCUCCACCUCCCACCUCGCCAUCCCUCCCUCCUCCACCUCUACCUCUUCCUCGUCCGCCUCCUCCCCUUCAGCAACGGCCCACUCCACCACCCUCCCCCCUCCCUCACCGGUCAAGAUCUCUAUGCAGGAGCACUUUGCCAUCAACGUGUGCCCAGGCCCCAUCCUCCCCAUCCCGCAGAUCUCAGACUUUUUCCCGCGUUUCCACGACUACCCUUGCACCCCUCCGCCUCCGAGGGAGAAGAAGAUCCUGAAAGAGGAGACAUUCAACGGGGAGACAGUUGGAGGAUACAAGGAUGGAGAGAGGAGGGAGAGCCAAGAUGGAGAGAGGGACGAGGCUGUCGACUCUGAUGAUGAUGACAGUAAGUGAAGGACAAAAAAAAAAGGGAACAAAUUUAAAGGUGGAAAAGUUGUGUUCAGCUUCACCUUCUGUGUUUAUUCAUUUGAGAGUUACAAGUCAGUGCGGCAGAAAAACAACCCAUCCAAUCUUGAAAAACUUUCCUCGUCAUCUCUUUCUACCUAACUCAAAAUGAGAUUCUGCACUUUUCCCCCCCCAGAAGCACGACAUAUGCUCGCAGAGUAAAUGUAGAGUCAAGCAGUUUGCCAAAAAGUGUGUGUCACUCCGACUUUGUGUGACACAGUGCCUCUGAUGAUUUAUUGGACAUUGUUGCAAAAAGCGGGGCCUGGCCAGCAAGUUUCUGCUCAUUCUCCCAAACAGUAAUCAAACAGGACAGAUCAAUUCAUAUUAGGCACCGGCAUGUUUUUUUAAGAGGCCAUCUGCUACAAAUAUGACUCAGAGCUUUUGAGCGUGUGUGUGUUUGCAGUGGGGUGAGUUGGUCCUUUCACUGACAGCAAUUACAAUUGUUUGUUGUUGUUUUUCUUUCGUCUUCAGCCUACCUGGGAACGUUGGAGUUCACUCUACUCUUUGAUCAGGAGAACAACUGUCUUCAUUGUACUAUUCACAAGGCAAAGGUAUGUAUCAUUUCAAUCUCUCUUUCAUUAAAAAAAGAGCUUUUCUAUUCGUCUCUGCGUUCGCUCGUACGUGCGGUUGCGUAAUCCUCCUCGCAGGCCCAAUAAAAACAACUCUCUUGUAAUGCUUUUAACUUUGCACAAGACAUCAGACAGCUUUUUCCUAAAGUAACGCAUCCGACCGCACACCCUCAGCAAGCUUGUCAAUUCAAGACAAAUCAUCUCAUUGCUCUUCGAAAUGUUGGGGGGUGUUGCUUCCACAGAUGCAUUUGUUAUGUCCGUUGCACAAGGACACCAGCCUUGCAUUACACAUUGUGUAUUGUCACAUGAUGUUAAUUAUGUAAAGCUCGUCUAAUGGUUCCCCUGAGGACAACACAAAGGAGUCGAGAAGGGGGAAAAAACAGCAGGAAGGCAAGAAACACCCAGAGGCACUUUACAGUCAUAACUACAGUAGAAGAAGUCUGUGUCUUUUGCCAACCCUGUCAGCUGUGUGAAGUGUUUGAGGCCACAAUGAUGUCACUUUUAGCACAUUGUGUGAGUGUGUAUCUUUGUGUGUUUCUUCUUGUGUCUACAGGGACUGAAAGCCAUGGACUCCAAUGGGCUGGCAGAUCCAUACGUCAAGCUUCAUCUUCUCCCUGGGGCUAGCAAGGUCAUUACUCCAACCUUACCUCACUGGCAAUUAAUGUAACAUGCUACCACACUGGGCUGUCCCACACACUCAUUCUGCCUCAGGAAAGUCCCACAGCACAUAGAAACUGCGAGCGCAAUUAACAGAAAAUGGGAAACAUUUCAUGCAUUAUUCAGCUAAAGAAAUAGUAGUAAAAUAGUUGUUAAUAGUCGCCUCAGGUUCUUGAGCUAUGUCUGUUGAAGAGAAUGAAAAAAAUCAAUAGCUCUCACAAAAAUUAGGGAUCCUUUUGAGACAUUUUGCAAUGCACAUUGCAGUUGGUUACUGCUUUAUUUCAUCUCAUUUUGACAAGGGUGCCAAACAGCCCCAUUUAAAGAGAUAUUCGGGCGUAAGAUUAAGUUAGGAUCCGUAAUACUGAGUUAGACACCCCGUCAAGAGAUGAAUUUUGCAGACCGCUUGCUUCUCUAGCUAUACCAAUUUUAGUAACAGCUGCACGAUAGCAAUACAGAGAGCCAUGCGCUCAACCAAAACGCCACUCUAUAGCCACAAAUAAUGCUCAGAACAGCACCUAACUUCAUCAACAGGACAUAAAGGGUCCUAGUCAUAGUAGUAGUCACCAAACAUCUUUCUCGCUUUGCCUAAUUUCUUUAGCAAAGAGACUAAACACAACUCACCUACUCUCUUCCAGCAGCUACUUGUUUGCACAGUGACCUCCGGGCGAGUCCAUCGACUUUUUGAUAACUAUAUUUUGGAUAUAUUAAAUCUUUUGUUUCAAAUAAAUCUAAAAAACUGUUUUCUUUAGAGACAGCUGACAUCAGCAUCAGCAUGAAAAGAGGCAGAAGGAAGUAAAAACCAGAUCCUGUCCUGACAAUAUCAGAUAAUUCAGAUUUUUGCUUUUACUUUUGUAUUUUUACCCUUUUUGUCCACUUCAACUUUAGGUAUUUAUUACUGAUCAAAUGAUGUGAUUCUAAAAUCAUUUCAAGUUCAUCGUAAUGUCAUAUAACCACAUCUCCUCAUAACUGUUGAAUAGUAAACAGAGUCUACUCAUACAGUUAUUUUCUUCUGAAUAGUCCUGACCCUCCUCUCUACAACCAUUCACAUCGCAUUUGUACAUUGCUGGCAUCAAGUGCCCAGCAGUAUUAAUUAAUCUCAUUCAUACGCAUUGACAUUGACACACCACUUGAUUUGCUACCUGAAGUAAUACAAGCGUAUAUUAAGAGCUUGGAUUGAACUGCCAACCCCUGGUUGACUACCACUGAGCCACACUCGCCCUGUUGGUUAUAUCUAAUCGUAGUAGAACUAGUACAAAAUAAACCUCAGUAUUUCCACUUUUUUAUCCUUCAUAUGAUCAUCUUACCUUCGUUAUGGGAUGAUGAGGGUUAUCAUUCAUGUUUUGAUGACCAGACAAGUUUUGAAACAUAAUUGUUUGAUUUUAUUGAUUAGAUAAAUAAAAGCCAACAAGACAGACUCAGGAGAUAUCCAUAUAUGGAGAUUUACAAAAUUUAGUUAAGUCUUGGUUAAUAUUUUUAAUGAGAUAUAACAAACAAUAAUCCUGGUGCACCAUGCACCAAGCUUUAUUCAAAUAAGAAGCAUUUGGACAUGCACAGACUCGUCAAAUUUUUGCUAAAACAACCACAGAAGAAGAGUUGUAUUUCCGCCUGUGCUGUCAACAAACCAACAAAGGCGGUAGUGACUUACUCCAUCCGGGACAGAAUUUUCCCCUCCGCUCAGAAUGGACCUCAGCCAGGUUCUGAGAGCGGCUGUAUUACUCCUAGCAUACUUGAUCAUUAAGUGAAUCCUGCAUUACAUGAGGAGACUGUAUCCAGCAAGAAAGUUGUGUCAGACACAGACCAGCUGCUCUUGGAUCCUGCCUUGUUUACAUCUUGUCACAAACGGCGGUAAUGUGUCACGUUGACGUCGGACACACACGCGCAGUUGGAGUAGUUUUGCCCCAACAGAGAGUCACGAUUUGAAUAAGUGUUUAUGUGGACGCGUUUCGGAAUAACGAUCGACAUAAACCGCUCCUCUUGGAAUGCAACUUCUUUCUGAUUGAGCUGAAACGGAUCAGAAUCUUCUGAUCGACGUGUUUACAUGACGCAUUUUUAUUCUGAUAUGGCCUUUAUUCUGCUUAUUUCUGCCCAUGUAAACGCAGCUGUUGUGUCAGAAAUUAAACCUACUUCUCCUCAGAAAAGACCCAAUACUCCUGUUAUUUUAUCUCAGUCUGCUAAUUUGGGCCAGCAUCAGCCUGGGGCCGAACACCCACCUCUUGGGGUUGGCGCCAAGAAAUGUCCAGAACAUAAGAUAAGUAAGAAAACACAGAAUGAGGGAUCUGGAUGUUUUCUAUGUCUCCUGCCUCUAAGAAACUUUUAAAUAAGGUGAAUAUCCUCGUCUCUCUCAAACACAAAAAAAGUCCAAAACUCUUAUAUGAACUGUGUGUCGUUUCGAGCUGUUGAGCAGGGCACGCUGUGGCUGGUUAGUGUUUAAUGUGGUCCGUCCAUCGCUCUUGCUUUAUUGAGCACAAACAUGUUCUGGUCUGCUGCACCACUCUUGUCUUGUUUUUUAGCAGCAGAGGAAGAUAAGCCUCAUCUCAGUGUUGCAACCCCAAGCUCUGCCAGAAUGCAACCUGUUGUCAGCCAUUUUGGCUCAAGGUUGAAAUAAAACAAGGUUAUGAUAAGUGCGGUGAGGGCGCCGCACCAGGAUAGGGUUGAAUGAGGCAACUGUCUGAGGUCUAAGGUGCUCACAAUAGCAGUGUCUGGAUUUUUUUAUGUCCUCCAGCCUUCCCUCUCUGUCUGUCUUCCUCUCCCAUUGUUAUCGCUCUCCUUUCCCCAAUUUCUGCCCGUAUCUCAGUCUAUAUCUCACAUCCGCCUGUGACCCUCUUUGACCUUGAAAUACCAACAGUGUCAGGAGGAGGAAGGGAGACAACUGAGAGGGAGGAAAGAGGGGAGAGAACGAUAGAGAGAGAGAGAGGAGGAGUUUGGAGAGAAAGAGAAAGGGAGGGAGGGAGAGACAGAUGAGGGGAAGACAGCAGCAGGUGGUUGUCAUGGAAACAGGGAGGAUUGUUACACGGCUCACGUCAACAGGCGAGUGUUGAUGGGGGGGAGGAGGGGGGGGGCAGAGGUGGUGGCGGUGGUGGUGGUGGGGACGCAGAGAAAGCGUCAAUAAGUAGGUAAGUACCGAUGAACAGCCGCGUGUUAAAUACCCACCAGACUGGGACCGCCACACUUGAAAAAGUGGGGGGAGCGCACGCAUGUAGAAGUGCGGAUGGCGGGACACACAGUCACACACCGACUCUUGUCCGCAUUCAGGCUCAGCAUGCGAGCAUUGCAAUGAAUAAUCCAGGACACAAAAGGUUUCAGUUUCUGCAAGAUUGAGUUGUCAAAAUACAGAGAGCAGAUGCGCACAAUACAGUCUCCACUCGUUCCCCUUUACUCCGGCAUCCCUCAGUACACGCUCUCGAACCAGAACGCAGGCUGGCACGCUGUCUUGUGAUGUCAAACACACACAUGCAGCGUAUGACCUUGCAGACACAUGCUAAGGCUUUAGUCACAGUCACACAGUGAUGCUCACGUCAUCCGCCUCUCCCUCUCUCUCUCUCUCUCACUCUCUCUCUGUAUCGCUAUCUAUCUCGCUCUCACACACAAACAGGCAUGGCUACAAUAGUUGCUGGUGUCUUUUUUUUUGUGUGUGUGUCCAUUGUUAUUUUUUCUUCAUCCACUCCUAAUCGAGAUGUUUGGGAGAUUCACUCAGUCAGACUUCCUCAUUCACAGCUCUGGGAAAAAGGGAUCAAGAGAAAGGAAGUGUGAAAUGCAUAAGAUCCAUGUAGACAGAUGGAGAAAAUGGAGGGAGAGUGUGAUGGACAGAUGGAGGGCUAGAGAUAAAACAUUUAGAAACAGAUGCAAAAGCGCAAGUGUAGAGGGAAAAUAGAGCCAGGGAGUGACAGGGGGCAGGCGGAGGGAACUGGUGUUUAAGUGUUUAUAGAUGUAGCAUGAAAGAAAUCAACCCAGUUCAGUCAAAGAGAGCUGAUGAGCAGUUGUGAAAUAGUUGCUUGAUCAAGUAGAGCUGGCACAAACAGAUCUGUCGUGACUGAGUCUGUACAUGGAGCUCCACCUGCACUUUAAUGAACCAAAGAAAAAACGGCAUGAAUCGAAAAUCGGUUCUUGCUUUCGUCUGGGGGAGCGAGCUCUUAGGGGCUGAUUCUUGAAAAUAUGCCAAAAAGUUCCCAGAAGAAAAUGUAGAUUAAAAACUGGACAGUGAUGGGAGCGAAGGGUAGCAGAGGAAAAAAAAAAACAGUACAGGCAGAAGAACAAUGGGAUGUGGGGACAAAAACAGACCGAGGUAAGAAGAUGGAAAGGACGGUUCAGGAUCAGGCCCUGAGGCGGUAGCAAGAGACUGACUGUGGCAGGAAGGGGAAAAAAAAGAAAGAGAUGAAGUGUUUAUCUGCAAAGCGUCAGACUCCACCAGGACUAUUUGAAAAGGAAAAACAUACAUACUUUCUUUACAAGCUGCAAAUACACGCUCUCUCUUCAUAAUUAUGCAUAACCAACAGCGGUGGAAGAUCCUUCACUCAAAUGAAUUAAAGCAGAAGUACCACAGUGUUACAUAAAAGUACUCAGCUGCAAGGAGAAGUCUGUGUAUGAAAUGUACUUACUGAAAAUAUCAAAUAAAAAGUAAUCACUAUGCAGGGGGAAUGGCUCUGUGUCAGCCUUAUAUUAUGAAAUUUAUAAAUGGUGCAUUACUUCUCCCUGAUGCUGAAGAGAGGGACGUCUACACUACCUUGCGCCAGCUGCCCAGACAAAUAAAUGGAUGGGUUGAUGCAUGAAAAUGUGUGCAGCAUUUCAAUGUUACCGGCAAAGAUGGAGAUGGAGCGCUCUAGAUGCAGCUGAAAUUUUAGAAGAUCAGACUGAUGAAACAUCUAUUUUUCUUAUUGUCAACAAAUCCAAUGAAGAGACUCAAAUGAACAGUAUUUUAGUCCUCCUCCUUCAGUCCUCUCAGACUUCUGUGUGCCAAUCUGUGGCACACAGCCUUGAGCAGAUUUAUUCCUACAAAAGAUGUAAAUCUUUAAAAAUGGGUCAGUCGUUUAAAAAAAGAUAGAGAACUCCCUUAAAGAACCAGCGUGAGGACUCGGAGAUCUAUUGGAAGAAACAAAAUAAAAUAUUCAUCGGGGAGUUUCUGCUCGUGUAGAACAACCUAAAAUCUGAAACGCUUUUCUUUCACUAUAGGAUAAGCUCACCAACCCAGAGGCUCCAAAGACAGUCUUUUUCAUUCCUUCCUUACUUCACACCAACUGUAUGUUUUAUUAAUAUGAAUGGUGAAGAGACACUUAAACCCUCUAACCACAUCACUGGCUGUCACUAAAUCCUAAAAGCCGGUUUUUGAAGCAGGAAGCUAUCAUUUCCUCAAGACAAAUAUUGCCAAAUAUUUUAGACUUCUUUUGAGGAAUACAUUUUCUGUUUUCCACAUAAUGCCAUCUACAUUUUGGACAGUUGAUACAGCUUUCUGUGACAAACUAUUUAUCUAUAGUCAAGCUUCCCACUGAGCAUUUUUGGGUCUAAAAGAGGUCUAAUAGACGUCUAAAUGUAGCCUAGAUGACUGGUCUAAAAACAGGCUACCACAGGUCUAAAAAUUAAAGUUUUUUAGACUAACUUUUACUAAAUUUAGACCAAGUUUAGACUAGCCGGCUAACAGAGGUCUACACUGUAUAUUGCUCAACGGCUAUCAUAAUUAUUUUGUUAAAGUAGUUGGAGGUCAGUUCUGCAACUCACAGUUGCUUUUUUAAACAAAUAAUUAUCGAAUAAUGGCUUAAAGUGCAACGUCUAAAUUGCGUCUAAAAAUACACAGAAACUAGAUAAACUAGACGUCUAAUAGCUGUCUAUUACUCAGUGGGUAUUUGACAAGGGAAAUUCUUGGCCUUCUGAUCUAGCAUUACGUGGCUUGUUUGGGUAAUUUGAGGAUUGAACUAGCUAGUUUACCGGCCAAUCAGCAGCUUUGGAAACCAACGUGGUGGCAGCUGAUUGGCUUCAUAUGCAGAAAAGGGAAACUAAAGGACAGCAUCUGGGGAAUGAACCCUUACUUAUACAGUCUUUAGACCAGUACGUUUGUUUUCAGGGAUACUUGGGUUUGGCCCAAGUCUCAUGGACGGCAUACUCCCUCUAGGGGUCAUCAAGAAACACUCACCAUAACCUGGAAGAUGCAACUCAACUGUCAGUCAUUCCUCACAUUUGUCCUUGGGGAUUACUGUGGGCAGUUGUCAUUGUCAUGUUGUGUUUCUCAGAUGUGGCCUGUGAUUUCUCUGUGUCUUAUUUCUGAGGAUAAGUCUGUAAUGUGACAUGAGUGCCACUAUCUUCUGGCUCUCGUCUAGAACAGCAUUUUUGCUGCAGCUCACAUCAAUACGCUUUACAUCCCAUUAUUCACUCUCCACAUACUUCAGUCUUCUGGGACAAGUUCAGGAAUGAGAGUAUUAUUUAACUAAAGCUCUAAAUAUCUAUUAAAGGGACACAUAUCUGUAAGGAGGUCAACACCACUUACACUGGAGUGGGGAGCUUUUCUCAUGAAGGGAUCCCUCGAAGAACGGAAGUUUCACACCAGUGCUAUCUUCCUCCAUAACAACUCUUCCCACUAGAGACAACUUUGACUUUAGCAACAGUGAACUGAUGGCCCUGAAGUAGAGGAGGCACUGGGGACUCAGUUAUAAGUCUGGAUGAACAUAUAUAAAUCUUGACUUUGGUUCUGAGGGCACAUCUAUCAGUGGAUAUCCACAUACCUGUAAUACCAGUUUAUUACACAUUGAACAUUCAGCAUUUUGUGUUUGUUUGUCACUUGUUACUGAAGUUCAGAGUAGGUACCUCAAAACUUAAAGGGAUAUUCCAGCGUAAAAUGAAGAUAGGGCCAAACACACCAUAACACCGAGUUAGACACCCCCCUCCAGAGAUGAAUGUUGCCGACCGCUUGCUUCUUUAGUUAUACUAGGGUGACCAUAUUCUGACUUCCCAAACAGAGGACACAACUAUGCGGGGGCGGAGUCACAGAGUCACACGAAGGUAAUUUUGAGAGUUUUUCGGUUCGGAUUGAGUGUCUCUUAUGCACUUCUAAAUCACUAAGUCCACGUGACACAAAAUGAAAACUCUCUGCAAAACAAAACUGCGGACAUUGAAGGAUUUUGUAAAAAGCCGGACAAACCCGGAGAGCCCAGACAGCCCCCACAAAAGCCCCCAAUAAAGAGGACAUGUCCGGGUAAAAGAGGACGUGUGGUCACCAUAGUUGUACCAACUAGAGGAUGACAUUUUUCGGGAAUUCCUGUGGGUCACGCGGUAAUCUGACGGGAUGGGAGGCAUUUUUUAAUUAAUCCCGUGAUCGGCUGAAAAUGAUCAUCUACUAAUGUUGUUCCCACUCCUGCCCGCUGCCGUUGCUUUUUUCCCGUCCCGUCCCGAUCACGGGAUUAAUUAAAAAAUGACUCCCAUGACCCACGGGAAUUCCUGAAAAAUGUCAUCCUCUAGUACCAACUUCAGCAAUGACCGCACGAUAGCAAUACACAGCAGUCUACGUCUCCACGCACAAACCUCAACCAAAACGCCAAUGCUCAGAACAGCACCUAACUUCAUCAACAGCACAUAUAGCGUCCCAGCCAUAGCACUAGCCACCAAAUAUCUUUUUAGCUUUGCCUGAUUUCUUUAGCAAAGAGACUAAACUUACCCGCUCUCCUCUAGCAGCCGCUUGUUCGUGGGGGAGCCCUGACGAGUCGAUCACCGAGUGCAGCGGAGUUUUGCAGCUCAAGGAAGAACAUUUAUGAUUAUUACUUCAUGGAAAUACAAUCAGACCGAGACACUAAGGCAGAAAAACUACCGCGUCUGCAGUACAAAAUGAUUAUUAUUCAGUACGGUGUUACGAUGUGUUUGACCAUAACUUGAAUUUACGCCUUUAACUAUCUUCUCCAGCCUUAAAACAGACAAUCAGCUUUGACUUUGGCUCGGGUAGAUUUCAUUACUUCAUAUUAUUUGAGGAGGAUGUGUGUACAGGACUUCAGGGUUUGAGCCUAAGGUUUGGUUUUGAAAAUGUUUAGUGCAGGAAUUUAUAUAUUUGUGUAGUCAGUAAAAAAAAUCAUUCGAUUGACUGCAAACCUAAUAUCUUGAAGGGUUUUAAUACACAUUACAAAACAAGAAAAUUCAAAUUAAACCCAGGCAAAAUGAACAACUCCUCAAGGUAACUGGAAAAUGAGGCAGCAAGUGGCUGCAAACUUUAUUUAUGGAUGAUGAAGCUAUUCAGGGCUCAUGGGCAUCUCUUCUCUUAGAAAGCUUAAAUUUUUCAUGCUGAGUGUGUUGUGCAGUUUAAUUGGCUGCUGUGUUGUGUUGUGUUUGAGACACAGUGCUUGUUUUUGAGGUCUGGCUCGUACUAAUGUGCUGUCUUAUCAAGUUGAGGAGCAGACAGACGGACAGGUGAGGCGAGAGAAGCCUUGCGUCCUCUCGCUCUCCUCUACAAAGUAGGCAGCAGAUGUCUGCUAUUUCCUGAGGGACAGAGAUAAAUGAUGUUUCUCCACUCCUUCUCCCUCUCUUUUCUCUCUCUCUCUCGCUCUCUCUGAUCUUUUGGUGUCGUUCAUUUUGCUACUUUUUCAUGAUCUUUCAUUCCCUUUCUCUCGUUCUGAUCUGACGAGCUUGCUCCCUCACCCUUAAAACAUUGCCCAUUCUUUUUUCCGUCUUUUGAUCCGUCCCUCUCUAUAAUUUUCUUGUCAUUUCUCUUCUUUUUUUACUUCUUCAGGCAAACAAGCUACGCACAAAAACCUUGAAGAAUACGCUGAACCCAGUGUGGAAUGAGACGUUAGUGUAUCAUGGCAUCACGGCAGCCGACAUGACCACCAAAACGCUCAGGUAGGUGUUCAGCUCCCAUUGUGACCAUCAAUUAGACAGCACGACCAGUUUAUUAUGUGGAUGAUGAAGAUCCAUGAUUCAUAACUCUCAAGUGAACCGCCAGCAGCGGUCUAUGCUUCCCAGUGGGCUUUUCCAGGUAAUUCAUUAUUACAGCCAGACGACGCCAGCCAACUGUUCCACUUGCUGUUGCUGCGGUAACUCGCUCAGGUGCUGGCGGCGCCGGUGAGUCCCCUCCUUCUAUACAAAGUGAUUGAGGUCAAGCGUAGCCAUCUUGGCCCAAAAAGCUGUGACACACUUGUGUCAUCCUGCAUGUGAGUCAGUCCAGAGGCAGAAACGUACUUGUUUUGUUUUGUAAAUGCGUGCGCCGAUUACAGUAAGUGUCAGUUUUCUCAGUGGAUUCAUAAUAAGGUCGGAUGUGAUUGUUUAUCCUGAGGAAACAAAAGCCCAUAGGCGCCGGGAUGUUUACGCCCACAUACAAACAAACACACAGAGAAAUCCAUGUAGACUCGCACCUGAAUCUCAUCUACAUCAUUUAUACAAAUGCGGGCAGUCAUGUGUGUGCUUAUUCUCCUGUGUUGGUGUCAAGGACAAUAACAAGCAGGAAAGAACAUGCAAGGCCCCUCCUCUGGAUGUAGAAACAACACACACACACUCACAUAUGCGCACAUGUAAGCAACACACGUCCUUGAGCUCUUGAAAUCACACUCAUUAGGAGAGAACAUUUAUUUUCCUUCUCUAAACAUGUGCGUUACCGCAGACAAACGGCAGCUUGAAGAGAGACCCUUCAAAUUAGCGGAAAACCCACCUGACCUCUGUCCAAGGACAUAGCCGACAGACACGAACCAGCACGGGGGCUCUGGGAAGCCAAAAAACGAGGAGGAGUGCGACCAGCGUCGCGCCAGAGAUGAAGAGAGGGAGAGAAAGGGAGAAGUGACUGCCAAGAUCAACAAAGAGAGCAAGAGGGAGAGCGUGAAUGAUGUCAAGUGACAGAUAAGGCAGCGUGGAAGAGGAGAAUAGUGAGCUCGAGAUUGAGGAGGACGAGAGAAAAAGGGGAUGGAGAGGAUCCAAGGGUCAACUGAAAGAGAGAGAGAAAGUGUGGUAAAAUGGAUCAAGUGAUGAAUGAGACAAUUCACUUAGCUGAGAGAAAGAGGAGCAAGUGACGGGGAGGAGUUUGCUUAAAGAGGAGCCAAAAAAUGAAGUAUUGAGAGGAGUGAAAAAACGUGGUGGCGAGUGAAUGAAACUGUGUCGGAGAUAGCAAAAUACAGACAAGAGGAAGAAAAUAUGCUCAAACUCUCUGUAGAUGUGUUCAGGCGCCAGCAUGAUACUUCAGCCAAUAGACAGACUUUGUUCCCAUUACUCAACGGAAAGUGGCGAACAGACAGAGGAUGGAGAAAACACUGAGGAAUCCCUGGAGAGAUGUUUACUCACUCCGUUUCUGCCCUGCUGCACGCUGCUCUGCCGCUCCUAGCAUGGCGCAGAGGAGGAGAUACUGUAGUCUUUGAUCCCUGAGUUCAUUGCACCAUGAGAUGGGACGACUUCUUCCAGACACGGCGUCCCUAUAGACCCGCCAGAGGGCCGUGACAAUGCAGUAUUAACACUAUAGCCAUACUGCAGUGAAGGCAGUUCCACUCCGGUUAACAUUAACAGGUUGGAUGUAAGAGGAUGAGGCUUUUUAGAUGGAUUUCACCACACCACCACAAGUGUUGAUGCAGAUUUGAGACGCUAUAUUUCCUGUUCAAUAUUUCCUUGACUGUUUGUCUGGCAGGAAACUUGACACACAAAUAAUGAAGUUGUAGUCUAGAGAAAAAAUCCAUAUUUGGCUCAGUGGUUGAGUCGGUUGUCUCACAGUCAGACAGUUGGCAGUCUGUUCCCAGCUCUGCUGAUGGGCGCUUGUUGUUGCAGGCAGCCUCUCCCAUCAGUAUGUGAAUGGAUGAAUGUGGCAUGUAGUGUAAAGAGAUUUGAUUGGUCAGAGGACGAGCAUAGGGAUGAUAUUAUUACAGAGCAACCAAACAAACUCUUCUUCUCCUCCUCUGAACAUCGUUGUUUUGCAGGCACAUGAUUGUGGUCUGUCAUCAAACGCCUUUAUCAUGAAGUAUCACUAACUAUAUAACUCUGACAUUGAAUAAAGAGUGACACAUAAACUAUUUGGAUGAUAUUUACUUCACAAUAUACACAUGAAUUAUAAUUGCACAAAACUCGUUUCGUAAUAACACUUUAUACCAUGCCUACUGUGAAACUAGGGCUGAGCGAUAAAACAAUAACAAAAUUUAUCGAAACUUAAUUUCCCUCAAUAUCAAUAUAAAACAUGGUCAAUAUGCUUUUCGAUAGUCAGCCAUGUUUUGGUUGACUAUACGAAUAGCCAAUGAAAAGGAGAGUUGCUCCGGGUCCACUUUACACUGAACCAAUCGUGCUGAACUAGAACCAAGUAGCAAAAAACUGCACAGUAGCAGGCUGUAGCUACAGGCAACCAUAGCACUUUAACACGUGAAGCUGACAGCACUGUGGGUGAGAAAAACAGAAAAUUAGUGCUAAAUUAGAAUUAACUAGAAAUGCAGAUGAAGGCUCAACAGAUGACGACAUCGUCGACAACACUGGCACUAAAACAUUGGUGGUGUGGAGGUAUUUUGGUUUUUUUUUAGGUCAGACAUGAAGCAGAGUAAUGUGCACUGCAAAUUAUGUCGAGUUCAUGUUCUCUCAAAGUCGGGGAAUACCUCAAAUCUUUUUCACCACCUGAAGCAGCGCCACGCGGCAGAGCACGCACAUGCAAAAUGUUACAAACCCCGAGCGGAGGAAGGAGCUCAUGGCGCCUCUGCAACCGAAACAGCCGACCAUUCAGUUCGCUUCCUCUGGCGCAACGCCUCGUGACAAAACGUCAAAGAGACCUAAGGACCUCACAGAUGCAGUAGUUUAUUCUACUGCAAAAGACAUGCUACCAAUAAGCACUGUUAAAUUUCAUUUUUUAUAUCACUGAUAUAAAAAAAAUAUGAAAAAAAAUAUCAUGAUGAAGUUUCUUUUUCAUAAGUGAUGACAAAUGCUGUUAAAAGGACAUGCAGUGUGAGAGAAGAAGUUGGUUUUCUAAUAAUUUAGUCAUUCUUCGCCAUGCUGCUGCCCAUUAGCAGCAUCAUUAAUUACAUAAAGCCAUUAUGCCAUGACAAAAUGUACCUAAACUGUGCCGCUUAUUGAAAAUUGGUUAUGAAGUGUUUUUUUCAGUGUACAAGCUUUAUCUCAGAGGCCCAUUCGAGGUCCAGCCUGCUAUUACGAACGGGCCAGUUGAGUAAACUAAUAACUUUGCUCCUUAAUGCAGACUUCAUGGUUGGUUUCAUACCACCUAAUCCUGCAAUUGGUGUAGCAAGGCUGCCGGAGGUGUUUAGGUUUGGAGUGAAAAGCCAAUGGACUUGGAAUAGACUGCAAAGAAACCCCAUCCUGACAGGUUAUUUAAUCUGUUAUUGAAUCUCAGUAUUUUAAUUAUUUCAGUGAAAUGGAACUCUUUACCCAACUACAGUUUGCUCGUUUAAUUACCACCGUUAUGAGCGGUUUUAAUUUCUAGUAAACACUCUCAUCAUUAGAGAACUGCUCUUUGAACAAAGGGUUUAUCAAUCUCCUUUGAAGUAGAAAGAUUAGGCCAGUUGAGUCACCCUCCAGAUUGUUUUAUUGCAGUAAGGUCGACAUCGUUUGAGUGUACGCCCAAAUUCAUCACGAGUGUCAGCAGUCUUCCUCUGCCUUUUGGCAAGUUUAUAAUUAUUAAGCAAGCAGUGAAGAUGAUAAUGUGGCGCCCCGAUUCUUCUUUAUGUUUAGAUGACACUGCAUAUUUUAGUGCUUAUUACACCAGCGAAGGAUAUUGUUUUUCUUUAACUUUGUGGCUUUUAUGACAGAAAAGGAAUAUCAUGCAGCAAGUUAACAGAGAGGAGAUGGAGCGUGCAGAGGUGUUGUGAUGAGAGGUGGCAUAUUGAGUGAGUAUGUGUGUGUGUGUAUGUGUGUUAAAGGACUACCAACAUGAUGUCAGUGCCCGGUCUAGUCACACUCAAUUUCUCUCUUGUAUCUCUCUGUCCUUCUGUCAGGCUUUGUAAUAGACUGUCCUGAGCUGUGGGGAGAUACGGACAAAUCUAGGACUUGAUUUGGUAUUGGAUGGAGGGUAAGGCUGAGAUUGGCUACAGGAUGCAUCCGGUGGUGAGAUGAAUGGUCGGGUGCUGAUACGGUCAAAAUGUAAUCUUUCAUUAGGUGUUAGAUGUCAGGGUGAGAUUGAUAUUUUUGAUUGGGCUGCUUUUUUCCCAUGGUAGUGGUAUUGUUGUAUGGAUGGAAAUAUGAGUCAGGUGGCUGUUAAACUGUUUUUCAGGAAUGAAAUAUGAUGAAAACCUCAACAUAUCUGAACGGCUGCCCAUGAAUUCUUCCUAGAUAUCUGUGGUCUCCAUAGGAUGGCCCUUCAUGACUUACUUAAUACUUGUAUUUUUAGUGAAUCAUUAUUAUUUAGCAAGUAAUCUUUAAAAUUUUUUAUACAACCAUUCCAGUCCCCCAAGGCUCCAUUAUCAAGAUUAUCAAGUACAAUUUUCUGAUCCAUCCCUAAAGCUCAAAUAUGUCAAAAACGAAUCACAUUCCCAUCAGCCCUACAGCGUCAUUGAGUUUUUAGUAGGGAUGGGGGAUAUGGGCUCAAAAAUUAAUCACGAUUAGAUUUGCCAUUCUGGCGAUAACGAUAAAAGUCCCGAUAAAAUAUAUUAUAAUUUCAAUCUAUGUUUUUGACUCAUUUUGUCUUGAGAACACCAGUUGGAGGAGUCAAAUAAGAUACUUAACCACACAUUUGAGUAGAAGGUUAUGGUGAAAACUAAUGAUGAUAAUUCUAAUGAUUAAUAAUUCUGCUUUGUGUGGGCUAUGGCUGCGAGUCCACCACUCGCGCUUACGUCAUCAACUCACAUUGAUCUUAUUUAUCAUGAAAUGGCGAAUAUUUAUCAUGGAAGAUUUUUCUGAUGAUAUAUCGUGAACAAUGAUUUAUCGCCCAUCCCUAGGGUUUAGCACCAACAAGCAUACUGAUCAGGAGAGUUAAGCUGAUAAAUAUGUCACCUGUUUAGUUUAGCACAUUUUCAGUGUGUACUACUUUGUCACAUUUCCUCAUAAAGGUGCAAGCAUGAUGGUUGAUUGUAGGUCUUAAACUAAGCUCACAGUCUGUGUUCAACAAAAUACUUCUUUCCCUCUUUUAUAGUCAUGUCCCAAAUUUCUCUAACAACAACAUUGUUUCAUAUAUUCCUUGAAAAGUUAAUAAACUUACCAUGCAUUGUAUCCUCUUCAUUUAAAUAUGUUUCCUCUGAUAUUUAAUGUUCAUUCGACAUUUGUGAAGCUGAGAUAUUCCCAAAAUCUGAAAAAAAAUCCUCUCAUAAUGCAAAUUUCCAGAGCAUAAAAUAAGCAGGUCAAGAGAUCAGAUUAAUUUUGGCACCCUAGCUGGACAAAGUGGCAGCCCCUUCAUUUUCACUGGUGUUGCACUGUUUGUGUGCAUGUGGUGUUUUCUGCAGUACUUCUUUCACAACACAGAUGCAAAUACUUCACUGUAUCACACCAGCCAAAAAAAAAUGCAUCUGUUCUUCACCAUGCUCCUGCCAAUUUCCCAUCAGGCUAUAGAAAAUAAACAGUAUUUUUUAUGGUGCAAAGAAGUCAUCAGCAAUGCAGACGAGUAAACUCCACUUCCCUCCUGCUAAUGAGACCAACAUGGACAGGAGAGGACAGUGGCUGUAUGGUGAAAAAACAGAGCUGUAAAUGGUCUUGUCUGACACAUACCCCCUACAGGCGUUAAAGGUCAAGAAAGGUCAUCUUCCUUCUAAGACGCAUGAACAAUAGCAAAUAAUUUGUUGUGAAGUGAGAAUAGAGGUCUAUUAAUCUUUUCUGUGGACUCGCUUCAUUUAAGGCAAACGGCCAAAGUUAACAAAGGCUGAAAUUUGCAAUGAUAGUUUUUGGACAAAGAUGACAACUCCUGUGAUUUUAAGGUAUAUCAAGAUGUCAUCAAGUAGGGCUGGGCAAUAAACUGAAAAUUUACUGAUUCCAAAACUUACGACACUAACCGACGUCGUUUUGCCCACAUCAGUAUAUUCAGUGUCAAAUAAAUAAAUGAAUAAAUGUUGGUUUUAGAUGUGUGUAGGUAGGCUAUGGUCUCAUGUCCCUUUAAGAUGCUGUCCUACAUCGGAGACGUGACUCCACCCCAUCCAGUCUGUAACAAAGAGGGAAAGACGAGUGAGGAGAUGGAGGACGGUUCAAAAGUUGGAGCAGCAGCUGAAGUAGACAAAGUUAAUGUGGGAGGGGGUGAGCAGCUUGUGGAGUAGUUAUCGUUCAUUUAUUGUUAUCGAGGUGAACUGCUCAAUAUAUCAUGAUAUUGAUUUGAGGCCAUAUCGCCCAGCCCUAUCAUCUAGCUACUUUGUUAGCCUCUAACUGAGAAACUCCUUGAAUUAAAACUUUAAUACCAAGCAUAUAAGGGGAGAUAGUUUGAUCUGCAGUAAACACCAUAUGGCGUGGUAAGAAAUCUUCUGAACCUGUAGAAAAGGUCCUCAGUGUUUCAGUUUUUUCUGUCAGAACUCCUCAAACGCGUGCUACCUUUGACCCUGAAAGAGCUGAUAUUAAGAGUACAGACUUUAACAAACUACUGCAACUCAGAUUUUUGUCACGCGUAACUUUGGCACCUUGAGUUGAACAGAUUCCACGAGCAUCUGCUUGGAUAAAAAAGGGUUCCUAAGGCCAGGGAGAAAGCGUUUGCAAAGAAGAGGAAUAAGCAGCAGUCAAAAGUUUCUGUCGAACUGGUGUCAGAUUUCUCAGCUUUCCCCGUCUCAUCACAGACACCCUACAUGUAUGACAGAGCAAAGACAUAUAAAUCAUCUGACAGCCGUGGUCAUGAGUCAGAGUCAUUCUGAAGCUUCUACUACAGAUACUCAUCCGUUCUGACUAAAAGGCUGCAACCGGCAUGUCAAACGUCCAAAUGUUAGACGGAGGGAAAGAGAAGAGGACGACAAGGAAGGUGCGCUGGUGUCUCUGCGUGUGUGUGUGUGUGUGGAGAGAGAGAGAGCGAAAUGUAAGGUUGAAAGAAGAGAGUGAAGAGCAGGGAGAAAAUCAAGAGCAGUGACAGUCCGUGUGGGAAUAUUUGAACACAGAGGGAAUAUUGUAGCAGGUGAUGAGCUGUGAAGUCUGUACUGUAGCUGAUGGAAUAUUCACUCUCUAUCAGGCAUCUCCAUCAGCUCAAAUAAGAGAGUCCUACAGAGGAAAUGGUUUGACACAGCAAGAGAAUUUUAGAAGAACAUCAUAAUUCAGUCAUUCUUUUAGAAUCUGAGGAUAGAAACAAAACGGAUAAGAAAAAGGACACAGCAGAAGAAAAACAGAGUUUGUUUCAGAAGCAGUGUCAAACCAAUGCUUUAGAAUACUUUUGACUUUCACUUUCGGGCCAUCAUGAGGUUUUCCAUACAUGCUCCUUCUCUGCACCAUCAAACAUCCUACAGCUUCCACACCCUGUGCUAGCUCAUGACACACGGCUGCACUAAAUCCAUCAACACCCCAACCUCUGGUCAAUGCUUCAUCAAUAUUAAAUCAAGGAUGCAAGACAACCUCCUUUAAGUAAACUGUGAUAAAUCAGAUAUCAUCUUCAUCAUCAGCCCCACAGCCCAUCAACAACUGCGAUUCGUCUACCUCAUUGAUCUGUGAGUCAUUUUUCAACAGCAGCUUCUCCUUUGAACAACACAUCAAUCAGUUCACCAGACCUGCUUUUUUUAUCUUAAGAUUACAGCUCGUUUUUCCGUCUGUGAUUCUUCCUUUCUGCUGCCAGAACUUUGAUCCAUACCUUCAUUACUUCAAGAACCGACCGCUGCUUUUCCCUUAACUGAUCCGGUUUUCAGAUCUUCUCAUAACAAAUGGACAGUUUGACUCCCUCUAACCACUCUGAGCUAUUUAACUUAGCAUGUUCUUUAGCUAACCUUUCUUUCUCUCAGAACUUUGUGUCAGAGUAGUGGUUCAUAAAAAUCCUGAGUUAUUUACUGCUAUUGCAUGUUAUGAUUUAGGGCAUUUAUUUUCCAUUACCAUUAAAACUGUGUGAAAUGUCCUUAUGUAUAAAUUACAAUACCCAAAUACAUCAAAAAGGAACAACAUUUCCAUCUGCUUCAGCUGUACCUUGAGUUCGAUGGUGAUCAGGAAACAUUACUUUGUCAGACUGAGAAAUAUUCUAAAAGGAAAAAUGUCUGAGUUGUUAUCAUCUCAACUUUGUAAAACAUUUGAAACACAAAUUAUGAAUCAAACUUACUAGCAAAACCAAAGGUGUCAUACUCAGAAAACAGAGCACAGUUGCUGGUUUUGCUAGUUGUGCUAAUGUUAGCCACACCUGCUAAACCAAUUUUAUAUUUUCUACCUAUAGUCUGUGAUCUUAACUUUCUGCAGAGAAUAUAAAAUAGGUUUGGCAAGUGUGGCUAACAUAAGCACAACUAGCUAAACCAGCCCUGUUCGCUAAUUUUUUUUUUGUAGGAUGGUACAAUCACCUCUGAUUGGCUGGAAGUGCUGGUCUCCGAUUGGUUAUUCCUUAUGGCUGUGAAAUGUCAUCAUCUGUCAGGUUAGGUUUAGGGUAAGGGUUAGGAUAAGGAUUAGGGUUAGGACUAGGUUGAGGGUUAGGGUUAGGAGAUUCAGGAGUGCGAUAUUGUUCUGUAAUGUUCUGUGCGACGUACAGAGCAGACAGCCCACGUUUGGCUUGAGCGUGUGAUGACGUUUCCAGCUUUUCUAGUCAAUCAGAGGCGGGGGAGGCGGGACUUUCUCCUACCAUCCUACAAAAAAUGAUCGCCUCCUGUACUGCUUAUUGCUGAAACCAAGUGCAGUUUAACCAGACACAGCUUACAUACAACACUAUCUCCAUUUUCUGGUUCAAAAUCCCACCAAACUAUCCCGGACUUCCAGAUACCAUCUGUCAUCUGAACUUGUGUACAUCCAGGUAUUUUAGUGUCACCCCAGUGUUGAGUCUCUGUGUGUUAUAGUCAGUUGUUGUCCUUUGUAGAGAAUAAAACGUUAAUUCCAGGACCCUCUUGUAAGACAUUUUGUAAUUCUGUGAAAAUAUUCCAGUGAGGAAUAAAUGUAAAACGGAGAAACUUUUGUUUUGUGCUGAUUCUGGCGCCCCCUUGUGGACAAUAUGUCAACUCUGUAGCUAUGCUUUCUUUCAACAAUGAAAUGUAUCACUGUGAGUCUUUGCUGUUGGAACUGUGAAUUAAUGUUGUUCCUGCAGACUUCUAUAGACCAAUUUGUCUGAUGUCUAUUCCCCUGGCAGUGAUUACAAGCAUCAAAAUACAUUUUAUAGAAGUUAUCCUCUUUGUUGAUUUGCUGGUUUUAGGUUAUAGACUAGAUAAAUCAGCUUUAAUUCGUCUGUUUUAUUACCAGCAACAAACUCCUACAGGAGCUUUUGAAUACUGGAGAGACCCCUGCUUGUAUCAAAGAUCUAUUAGAGCUUUACAAACCCAGCAGGACUCUGAGGUCUUUUAAUCAGGGUUUGUUGGUUGCUCUGCGCUCCAGGACCAGAGAUUUUACAGUUGUAGCUCCAACUCAUCUGAACUCUUUACUGCUGGGUUUAAGAUCAGUGAAUGCUCUGACCCUUUAACAAGCCACAUAAAACCCAUUAUCGAUCUGUUGUUACUACCAUCGUUCUCUUUGUUGUAAGUGUUAUUUCUUUACCCCAGUUAUCGAGUAUCAGAUGCACCCAUUUAUUAUAAAUAUAAUAUACACCCUUUUAUAACGAACUUGUGCAUAAAAUCUGUGCUGUAAACGGCCACUUCAAAGCUUAUAACAAAAAUUAAAAAACUGUUGACACGGCCAGAAUGGCGACGGUUCUAUUUCAUGUUAAUAUGGUAGAUUAUAGUGGAUUAUUUUUGUACUUUAGUGUGUUAGUAAUUGUAAAUUAUAAUAUUCUUCUCCCCUCAUGUAUAACUGAGCUGUAAAUAACAUGAAUAAAUUUCGGUCCAGUCCAGUUGAACUUAAAAUGAGCACUGUGGCCUUGUUGAUAAAACUAUAAACCAGUAGCUAAAUUCAUGUCUUUUUCCACUGUCAGUUCAAACUGUUUCUCUUUCAGGAAGGAAGGCGCAAUUCACUGCAGAACUGACGUAAUGGGUCACAUUAAAUUGUACAAUAUGCUAAUGAAGAGGCUGUCGAGAGUAUGUGACAUAAUUUAUGCUGAUGAAUUUAUACAAGCCUCUUUAAUUCAUUUUAUCAGUAUAAGACAUGUAAUCUUGGCCUCUACAUCAGCCAAGUACAGAUGGAAACUGAUUACCCGUUUUGAGCAAUGUCUCAUCUUUUAAGUGUUUCAAUCAGGGCAAAUAAGCAUCUGAUUUAGCAACAGCCAAGAAAGGAGGAGGUGGGUGAAAUCCUUUAUGAAGUCUCUCCUUCUUUAGCAAUCACUCCUUGCACUCAACACCCAUGUGGCUGCUUGUGUGAACCCGCAGAGAACUUGUCAUGUGUUGCAGCUGGGAGAGCUGAUUGAUUGUUCAGAUGCACUUUAGAUAUAUUUGGUGCAGUCGCAGCCGUCUUUUCAAUAAUGAGCAGCAGUAGGGUUCAUCUGCAAGUUAUCACUGACUCACCGGCUUCUUUUCUUCUCUGCUGCUGCAUGUGUGUGUGUGUCUAUUUGUGUCUGUGUGAAGGCUGUGUGUGUGUGACAUGGACAGACUUGGAAGAAAUGAAUUUAUCGGAGAGGUGAGGGUGGCUCUGAAGAAACUAAGAGAGGGGGAGAACAAGCGCUACAAUAUGGGGCUGGAGAGAAUCGCACAGGUACAUGCAUUUUGUGUGUGUGUAUGUUUCUACAUGUGUGUGUGUGUGUGCAUGUGCGCAGACUACUCACAUAAAUACCAAAUUGGUUUCUGUGGACAUAUAUAUCAAGAUGUGUCCUAUUUCCAUUGUGCAUGUUUGCCUGGAGGCUAUCGCACAUCAAUUUCAAAAGCAGCGCUAUAAAGUGUAAUAGAUAUUCACCUGGAGGCUCUGUAGGCUAUAACCAUCAUCGUCAUCAUCAUCUCUCUCUCUCUCUCUGUCUCUCUGUCUCUCUCUCUCUCUCGUUUCAGAAUAAGGAGACUAACAAUCAAACGGUGGAGCAGGGAGCGCUUGUUGCAGAGGAGGAGGUACAACUAUCACCAGCUUUUAUCAUCAACAAUCUUAUCAUUUCUCAACCGAAACAUGGCUCACUAUAAUUUCCCAUUAUUCUGCAAUAUUGGAUAGAUUUUCUUAUCUUUCCAGGAAUACUAAUCUCUAGCCUCUAUUUUCACGUUCUCUAAAGUAAGAAGAAAGUUUGAUUAGAUGUUUUUAAUCAGUAUAAACACUAAUUUAUUAACUCUUCUGGGACCGGUGUGAAAGACAUACCCACAGGAUUUCUUGUUAUAGCAACAUGUUGCAAUGACUCUGCAGCUGCAGGUGUUUUUCUCCUCUGCGGUCUUUAUCUAAGGUCGCAUUUGAUUUUAGAGACAGGGGGCUAAUAGCUUUUGGUCUCUGAUUAGACUCAGUUUAUGGUUCAACCUGCAGAUUAAAAGAAGAAGGGAGCAGUGCCACUUUUCAAGGCACAGAUAAGGCCUUUAAUUACAAGCUUUAAUUUGAAUAUCGCUAGUGCUAAAACGGACACAAACUAUCUGAGCUCCAGAAAAUGUCACGGCUUAUAAACGCACAAGCAUCCAGUCUUUUCUGUAGUCUUUUAAACAAUCUAAGUUUGUGAGGCAAAGGUGCAGGGAAGCCUAUUGUGUAUUCACCAAGAAAGGAAACAUCAGGUUGAAAACAGGUGCUGUUUCUGACAGACUGUUGUUUCCUGUGUCCCCAGCGUGGUCGCAUCCUGGUGUCACUGUGCUAUAACACGGAGAAAGGCUGCCUGCUGGUUGGAAUCAUACGCUGCGCCCAUCUGGCCGCCAUGGACUCAAACGGCUACUCUGACCCCUUUGUCAAAAUGUAAGUCGAGUCAGAUAUUCCUGAACAAACCUGCUCUCUUACAAAUUAUGCUCAUACUCAGGUUUACCAUAUUAUAAAUUUACAUUUGAUUAUCUCAUAUUACAGGGUGAGUCACUUGUCAGUCUGGGUUCAACAAAAGUUUAAAUGAGGUCAGAAUUAAAGGAAAGUCCCUGUUUGGUUUUCUGUGUUAUUUCCCGUUAACAUGACUAAAAAGAUGUCUUUGAGCGAGCUUCCCUCAAAAUUGGAUUUUGUCUUGAAUUGUGAAUUUAAAGGGAUGUUCCGGUGUAAAUUUAAGUCAUGGUCAAACACACUGUAACACUGAGUUAGACACCCCCUCGAGAGAUGAAUAUGGCGACCGCUUGCUUCUCUAGUGAUACCAACUUUAGUAACGACCGCACGAUAGCAAUACACAGCGGUCUAUAACUCCAUGUGCACACUUCAACCAAAACGCCACUCUAUAGCCACAAAUAAUGCUCAGAACAGCACCUAACUUCAUCAACAGGACAUAUAGGGUCCCAGCCAUAGCACUAGCCACCAAACAUCUUUUUAACUUUGCCUAAUUUCUUUAGCAAAGAGACUAAACACAACUCACUCUUCCACCAUCUGCUUAUUUGUGGGGGAGCCCUGACAAGUCAAUUACCGAGUGCAGCGGAGUUUCGCAGCUCAAGGAAGAACAUUUAUGAUUAUUACUUCAUGGAAAUGCAAUCAGCCUGAGACGAUAAAGCAGAAGAACUACCAUGGUCACUGUGCAAAAUGAUGAUUAUCACUUCAUGAAAAUGAUCCGCUGCACUCGGCAACAUUAAUCUCUCGAGGGGGUGUGUAACACGGUGUUAUGGUGUGUUUGACCAUAACUAAAAAUUAUGCUGGAAUAUCCCUUUAACAACCAAAAGCUAAACACAAAAAUGUCAUGUGAAAUUAACAUUCUGACUCGCUGCAAAGGGAUCUCUGUUGUUUUUGCGUCAGCCCUCUUUUGCCUGAAUAUCUGUUGUGACCAAAAGAGCCCGAAUGAUCAGAUUAACGGGAAAUACACCAAUUUGAAAUAAAACAGAAUUUUCCUCUGAUGUCAUGUUCCUUUACAACAGUCCUGGUUGUCAUUUUUAUAAGAGAUCAAUAAAAAUGAGCUUAUGCAGUUAAGUUAAGUUGAGUGAGUGUGCUGCUGUGAUCUGUUUCCGGUCUUAUCUAAAUCUCUUUGCUGACCAUCAAUGACCAUUUCAGGACCAUGGGAUUAAACUGUGUUUAUAGAAGUUCUUAUGAGAAAGUUUUGUCUGGUUUAUAAUACGCUGAAAAAUACUCACCCAGAGUAUUUUGCAAGUUAAGAUGGAUUCAACAACCUAACCCUACAGAAACUAUCAAGUUUCCAGACCCAAACCUUAGCUUCACACAAACCAUGUCAAGAAGCAGCGAGAAACAAGCCGAGUCAAACUUUUGUAUGUGUCAUUAGUGAAUGUGCUUAGAAUCACAGUUUAGUGUAGACCCAGCGAGAAUACACAGCACUGACACACCCAUCUCACAAAGUGUUUAACCUUUGUUCCGGUCCGUAACGCACUUCACCCCUCAACCAGCUUGACAGGACUGAGGGGGCGAAGCCACCAGAUGCCCUGCUCUGACACCAGCAUGGCACGACACCCACAGACUCGGAGAAUGUGAACGCGUAGGCGACCAAAUGUAAAGUGUCUUAAAGACUGAUCGAUCUCAUAAAGUAAAACACAGACUCAGAGAGUGGGUGAUGAUAGAUAAUCCUCCAGACACAUGAUGGUGUCCGAUACGGACGCUGCCUGUUAUUACCUGACACUGGAAAAGUUCAAAUGUAAAAUGUCACAGCCAUCGAGCAGAGAUUUACUGUGGCCCCAAUCAUGAGGCAGAAAUAUAGGUUAAUGUGGAUUGGUUACAGUGUAAAUAAGAUGGCUGUUAUUAACAUUUUAACUGGAAGGAAAUUAAUCAUGCACACAUUUUCAAAUGUUGAACUUUUUCACUGCAAAGCGAAUUUCUUUGUCAUUUCGGGACACCAUGGUGUUAUUUUUAACUUAGAGAAACUGUGUCAUGCAUACAUCACAGCCGUUAGACAAUGAAUGGAUAAACUGAUAUUUGAAAGGCGGUGAUUGAAAGUGAUUUUUUCGUGUUUUGCGUCACGCUGUUAAACUGAGCUCCUCUCUCGGUACUGCGGGUGUUUUCAAAGUGUGAAACACAGAGCUGAUGGAAAGCAAAGUGUCUGACACAGUGCACCUGAGCCAACCUGCCUGUAAGGCAUGGAUGGUGACAGAUAAAACCCACACAGCUCUAUCUCUGAUCUGCUCGGUGCACUUGAAUACCAACAGUGCAGGGGUGGGAGAGCUCCCACACACACAGGACAACAAACCCUGUGACCAGUGCAGCCUCCGACUGUGGGAGGACUCAAAGAAGAAGCGGCAGCAGGUUGCUGAAAGGAAGCUUUUGUGGUUUUGAAAAAGUUUUUAACGUCUGCAGGUAGUUCGGCUGUGAUCCAGAAUGGUGUGAUUAGUCUGUGGACAAGAUCAUGUUUGAUCAUGAUGGUAAAAGAUGCAGAGAAAGAGAUGCAGCAAGAUUGAUGUCUCACCGUCUCGUUCAUUUGAUCAUUUAUUAAUCUGUUCAUUGUUAAAGGUGCGGUAGGCAGAAUAAUUCUUUUAUGAUUUUGCAAAAAUCCCACAAUAAUCUUUCAGCGUGUUGAAUUUGAAGUGAUCUGAGAGAAGAUCACACUUCUGCCUCUCCUCCUGUCUUUGUAAACAGGCUUGAGAAAAUCUGUACCGUGACGGGGGGUGUCAGCCAAACACGGGCCAGUUGAGAAAGUCUAUAAGUAAACGCUGAUGCGUGUUCGCGAAGAAACCCAGGACGCAAUGGCGGAUAGUUAGAGAGGAAAAGUGUUGUGUUGAAAAACGCAUGCCUGUCGAGAAUUGCAUGGACCCCGCGGGAACGUGCUCAUAGUACAGCGGUCCAAGGCAAUGUACAGUUUAAACUGAUACAAUUCAUAUAUGUGGAGCUUAACCAUCAACCUCACCUUAUUUUCUAACCAUCAUGGAUAACUCUGUGUAGAUGUUGCCUUUUUAACACCAAUUUUUAAGCCUUUCCAUGCAUAUGUGCAUAUGUGUAUUCACAUGAACAGACAGCAGCCACAACACUGACUCAGAAAUAUUCCUAUCAGAUGCUGCAGAGAGUUGUAUCAGUCUUAAAUACUUGGCUGAACUCACAUCAGCUCUCACAGAAACAAACCCAAAGGGAAACUUGUGUCUAAAAACUUGUGCCUUAAACCUUUUUUCUCGCCGGGACACAGCAGUGGAUAUUUUUCUUUUGUUCUCUCUAAGCUAUUGAUUUGUUCCACUGCUUUAGAAGUGACACAUUUUUCUUUAUUGGACUAUUUUGCGGCACAUUGUUUUCGAGUUCACCAGAAAAAUACAAAAACACAUGCUCCCGGAGAAAACAGUGUCCUUUUAUUCUUGUCACUCUUUUCUCCUCCUCAACUAUAUUGCUUUUUUUUAGGGGGGGGGCUGUGUCUUUCUUUCAUGUUCUUUGUAUUGGCUCCUUCUCCUUAUAAAGAAAACAAGUUGAUGUGAUUUGUUAAAGCCAGUGUCUGAUUUGAUUCUUUUUUCUGGCACUCCAGUCGUUUAAAUCAUUUUCCCGUCUGCCAGAGUUUCCUUUUGUUCUCUUUUGCAUCAGGAAAACAAAAAAGUUUUACUCUGAAGUUUUAAAGAAAUUAAUGCCGCUCUUAAAUAAGGGUCAGGUGUUUGGAUUGGGUGCGAUGCUUGGCCGACAUGGGUGGACUGCAUCUCUAGAGUGGAGUAAUCAAUAACUCUGACAUGGGAGUAAAGAAUUAAUGCGCUUAGCCAGCUUUCUGACUCGCGUCACUGUCAGGGCGAUGAUGUCCUGCAGCUGUAACACCAGCAGUCUUCUCUAAGAACUUGUAACUAAAGCUGAUCUCGAUGCCAGUCUUUCUUUAUCCAUUAUGUGUGUGUUUGUGUGUCUGUGUGAGUGCGAGUCCGUGCAAUUUUCCAGAGGGCUUUCCAAUCGCUCUCCCCUCUCUGUGACUCUCAAUCCGCUUUUUGAAGCCGUUCAAGUGAGACAAGGUCAGAAUUAUCACAGAACUAAUUUGUCUUCCAAUUGAAAGGACAAAUUAGCAUUUACAGACUAAAUGAGUUUACAUCCUCCAGAAGGACCCGCACUCCUCUCCCCAUCUCUCCGCACAUUACCUGAAAGAUUGCAAGAAUAAAUUACUGUGUCAGAAAAAAAAGACAUGUGAAGGCAGGAAAAGAGCAAAACAUGUCAGAUAUUUUCUGCUGACCAUGCACACAUGCCGUGCUUUACAGUUUCGCUCUUUCCUCUUUCCCUUUUUACCCCUAAAGCGUGUGAAGUGUAAGUCAUGAAUCCUCACUGCAGCAGACGUAUAUAUUUAGCUCCUCUCCCCCAUUUUCACACAUUUCUAUGGCACAUUUUUAGGUUAUUUUUACUUCACUGUGUCAUAACUUCGCACCCUCUCUUCUACCACCUCACGUUCCCUCAUUUACCCCUUAUGUCUGUAUUUCUUUUAUCUAUUUCUCUCGCUUUUUUUCACGUGUUUUUCCCUUCCUAGCUUAUUAUUGCUGUCAGGAUGGUUUUAGGCACCAGUUUCUCAUGACCUCGGAAUUUCCAUGUGACUGAGUCAUGAGGGUCCAAUGACAUAAAGGUCAACAGAGGACCAGGGAGGGAAUAAUGUAAAUUCAUACUCACCAUACUGGUGAUGUGUGACUUAAGUCAUUCAGCUCUGUGUAACCCUGGCCAUCUAAAUUUUUACAAAUCAAGAAAGUGGUAUGAAAUUCACAUGAGAGCUCUGAAAUGAAAUAAAGUUUAUAUAAUGUCACUGCACAUUGUACAACCAACUUUCUAUUGAUCUAAAAAUCUACUAUCCUUGGACCACAUGCAUCCAACCUUAAGCCCAUUCUCAUACGCAGCAAUAAAGAGACAUAAAGAAAAAAAAUGCACAUGCAUCUUAUAUUUGUAUCACAUAUAAUGGCAUAAAUGAUAUUGCACAUCAGGUUUUAGAAUAUACUAAUAAACAGUAUUGCACAUUUUUGCCUUAUUUGUACUUUAUAGGGCAAACAGAGGUAGCAUGGUAACAUGUUUUUAUUAAACUUUUCUUGCAAAGCAGAGACAACAUAAAACAUAAUAGCACUGGCAACAGUGUACAGAAUACAGAAACUUAAACCUGACAGGGGAAGAUAAAUAAGAUUUAAAAAAAAUAAAUGCAAUACAAAUAAAUUGGUAAAAAUAAUAGUAAAAGUAAUGUGAAAAGAUAAUAACAGAGACAAGUUUUCAGGGAGUAGAAUGGUUGUAAAAUUGAAAGAUCUGCCCUUGAUUUGUCUAACUCAGACUGCUUAACCCCCAUAUUUGCUUUGAACGGGGACUUUGGAUUUCGUCCCCUAUGUUUUCCGAGAAACUCUUCCCUUCUUUAUUGUACUUGGCAGAAGAACAAGAAAAGGAUCAAGAGAGAGAGAGUGGAGAAAACAGAACAAAAAAGCGGGUUUGAAUGUUUAAUAAGAAUACGACUCGAGAUCAGGAGUAGGAUACUGUACAUACAGUACGACGGAGAAGCAUACAGUUUCUUUUUUUGGCUCCCGCUGCACGACUUGCGUGUUUGUUGUGUUUGCGGUGAAUGGGCAGAGGACAAACUCUAUGUCAGAUAAACCCUGGUGGCCAUGCCAGUGUGGCAAUCAUAAAUUGAGGUUUUGCAGUGAGGCCAAAUAAAAGAUCUCUGUAUCCAGUCUGUAUGAUACAUGAAUAAUUUGACAGAAAGAGGUGACUACAGAGUCAAAGGGUGACUAACAGACAACCAACAACAUGCCCCGCAAAAGUGUUGCCUCGAGAAAUCUAGUAAGUGUUAUAAAUGUGAUGUUUUCAUGGGAUGUUUUCAAAGCUGUUGAGGUAUUUCUGCAUCACCAUCCUUAUUAAGAGGAACAGCUGUCAGUCCCUGUUAGCUUUAUCAGUCAGCGGCGGUUUGUGAUACAUGGCCGAAAUAGUUUAAGUGUGCGGCACAGAAAUGUAUUAUCACUUAGCUCUUUGUAUUUAGCGGAGAACAACCUACUUUUUGAGGGAACAGCUAACAAAAACAGAGGGGAUAAUCCUCCCUAUCUCGACAGACCAGCCUCCCCCUGGUAUGAAUGAUUCUCCACAUUGAAUUUUCCAUGGUAAUUCCAGCACUGUUUGGUUUCAGCGGUGAAUAUUUUUAGUUAUGCUAUCAUCAUUAUUAUUAAUGUGGCUGUCAAAUGACGUUUUGUCUCUCUGGAAAUUGGAGUCCCCCCCUCUCAAAUUCCUCGCAGCCACAUGUUAAAUGUGUCUCUGCAGAGCUCACACUCAGACGUCCCCCCUAGCUUUCACUUCAGCCUCUCACACACGGCUGUUUUUGGCAUCCACUUUCAAUUGAUUUUCCUCCUAUAUGUUCUUUUAUAUAAAUAGAUUAAAACAUGCAGCAGUUUUAUGAGCAUAAAUGCUGAUUGUCUUAUAAGAAAAGUGCAACAUGCAGGUAACAAAAACAAAUGUAACAGAGGUGAUUUUCAGGUGUAUCGGGGCAUUAUUCCGAUUUUUUCUGAGGGCAUUUCCACCUGAUGAGUAGAAGAACAAAUAAAAUUCAGAUUUUCAUCUUGCAACAUUUUCACAAAUUCAACCUCUGAACAAUUUGAGCUUUUUACAACAAACAAAAACAAUACCAAGCAUAUGUGAGCCCUAAGCCAGCGAGCAGAUCGACAUCCAAAGCUGUUUUUUGUCCCUCUCAAUUUGAAUAUUUCACACUCCUGUUUGUGCAACACUGUUUGACAUCUCAGGUGUAUUUCUUUUUGUCUCUCUCUGUUUAUUUAGUCUGUGCUUGUGCUGCCUGCCAAAUUACACCCUGCUGCCACUGAACACCGAGUCCUAAAGUUGUUGACACACCACAGUAUUUAUAAAAUGGUGAAAUUUCACUGUGGGGGAAAAAAAACUCAUCCCAAAAAUCAUUGGGUUAACUGUGGGUUUUCAGCAAAGCAAACAUAUCCUGUUUCUGCUGAGCUAAGCUGAUAGUUUAGGAAAUGACAAUAAGAGAGUUUGCUAGCACAAAGAGGGCUUCAGUAACUUCCUCAGGAGUCAUUUAAUCACAUGGUGUGUCAAGGUAAAGUUAAACUAUAAAAGAAAUCUGAACUGUAGAGAGUAGCAGGUGUGACUAAGCUAAUGGUUAUGUAGCUCAGCAACAACUUUAGUUCACAACCGGCUCUGCGAGCGUUUGACACCCACCUGCUUUUCAUGAGCGUCACUUUGUGCCGUGACCACAGAACCUUUUUAUCCUGCCAUUUUCUAAAAGUACAUCGUGUAGGAUUCAGCUGCAUUUUCUGAUGAAAGGAUUAUGUUUAAAUGAGUUUAUGUUAAAUGGAAUAUUAUGAUUGUUUUUGAAUCGUAAGAGUCGACUAUAAGGUGACGCCACACUAACAACUCAUGUCUUUUCUAUGACAGCAACACCACUUGUUGUCCUUUAAAGCUCCUAUGAGGAGUUUUUUGAUAUUUAUGAAAUAGACUGAGAUUUACGUUGAUGUCUUUUAAUGAUAUGCAGAAGCAAUCAAGUUCAUCAGAAACGACACUGAAGAGUUUUACAUCCUUAUUUAUAUUGUAUGAAACUGGUGUGAGGGGGUCGUUCCGAGUCUUGACGCUGAAGAAAAAUAUUCACAAUUAAGCAUACCUGUGACUUUCAAAACAUUCAGCAGGGUUAGAUUUCUCAUCAUAUAUUUACUUUAGCCUGUAGAUGAAAACAGAAGCAAAUAUUGCUUUGUCCACUGGGGGCAGCAAAACUGACACAAACAAAAAGUUCCUUACAGGAGCUUUAAUCAAGUACAGUUCACAGAGUUUUACCACAUUUAGUCACAUCUCAGCUUUUUGCAGUCUUUUCAGAGUCCUGAUACUUGGAUCAAUGUGGUGCUGAGGAGCCAAAACAAUAGAGACAUAUUGAAUAUUACAUUCCUCAUUUUGGCACAGGCAGCUGGUUACUCACCUUGAACCAAAACUAUGACUUUAUCACCAUGAUGACUUUAUUCUGGUAAUACUAAUUAAUUUUUUUGUGCCAAUGUGACUCAAAUUUCACAACUUUCUGACUUCAUUUACUCGUUGCUUUAUUCUCGUUAUAUGUAUAUAUUAUGAGAUAUGACAUAUAUUUUGAGUUAUGUACAUAAUAUGACUUAUGUACGUAUCUUUUUUAACUCCAAGUUUCUUUAUCCUUUAAUUUCUCUUUUUGUAUCUGUUCUAUGCUGCUGUAAUUUUGGAAUUUCCCCCGUGGAUCUAUGAAAGGAAUAUCUUAUCUUAUCUUAUGUAACCUUUAUCAGUGUAAUUUGUUAAUGUGUUACUAGAACGGUAACAAAAAUUCAUAAUUGAUGUCUCAGAAAUGAGCUAUAAACUAAUAUUAAACAGAUAAGAUAACCAAAAGCAUCGCCACCUCAUCCCUCUGAAACAGUUGAAUUACUUGCGUCUGCUGUGGACGAUUCCAUCUUUGUCACAUAAAUUGCUUCUGUUGUCUAAGUGACAGGAGAGGUCAGCAAAGAAGUGUUUGCUUUUACAAUUUUACCGAAAGAUUUCACUAAAUAUUCUCAUUCCACGGACUUUACCUUUCAUACCUAAGAAUCUUGGAUUUAUUUUCAACCAUUUUUUACUCAAUGGAAGUCGAGUAGCUACUCUGUUUUGUGUGCAGUGUUUGAUUUACUGUGAUGGAAAGUGAAAGAAAAAACAUUUCUUCAUUCCAAAUGGUCGAGGCUAUCAAUGUUAAAAUUAACCACAGCCUUUUUGAAAACCCUCAUUCGAUUUAGUUUUGAGAUUUAGUUUUGGUGCCACUUGAGGAAUUUUAAACUCUACAUCACUAAUGGGUUACCAGGAAGUUCCCAUUUUCUGUCCCCCUGGAUUUUAACAGCAGAUUGAGAUUUUCACAAUGUACGUGCACCAGCUGACAAGACCAGACACCUCCCACCUAUGUACAGAUUUGUAGGUACCCACAUAUCACAGCAUCAUCUGCAAAUUAACAUGUUCUAACAAAUUCAUUUUAGCCCAAAGCGUCAUAUUUAUUAUAGGAAAUAGCUUUGCAUGUAGUGCUCCAGUCUCGCAGCCCUCUUUGUACAAAGUGAUUUUAAGCCUUAGAGAGGGUCAAACUCGUGGUAUUUUUUACACGACUGAUAUUUUCUGAGCAGUUAAUAGACCAGGUUAAUCUUUUUUAGUAAGUAGAGGACUGAAAUGUCUCGUAUCUACAACCUCAUGGUAAAAAUGACAUUUUUAGCUCUGACAACAUACGGUGCUCAAGUUUUUUGCUUUCUAUCCAUUCCUCCUCCUGCAUCCUUCACUCACUCUGAUUCUGGCUCGGCAGUGACAACCUCAAGCUCAUCUCAUGCAUCAGCUGUCAAGGCAGGAUUCGUCACUGGUGGGGAGGAGGCUGAAAGAGUGCGAUAUCUCAGCGCCUGAACAUCUUGACUUGGAAUUUAUGCUGAUGAUGACUCCCGUUGCCCUCUGGCACUCCUUCUGUCGCCUCUUCGCCGGAGCGUACAGUCCUCCAACAUCACGGCGUGAUUAUGAUCUUGCUGUGGUCUACUGUCUCUCUCCAAUUCUGUUUCCAUCCUGCUCUCCUCGUGUCCUUGCUUUUGUUCAAAAGACUUCUAGGUCAAAAUUAUCUCAGAGAAAAUUUCAGCAAACUUCCUUUCCCUUUGUUUCUGCCAUUCAGCAAAGUUUACUGUCACGUCAGGGUAUGGAUUAGAAAGUAAUGGAUUCAUCAAUUUGAUCUGAGGAACAAUGGUUGUUGGGGCUUUGCUUGAAAGGUAAAAUAAAUUGGAGCAUCUCUUUUGUUCAGUCCCUUUUGUCCUGUGAUUGUAGUUUGAGAUUUUGUGGUAAAUGCUCGAUCACUUUUUUGUUAAAAGUUGAGAGGUUCAAUACCUUCCCCUCAUCUACAGACACGCUGCACUCAAUAGCUGACUAAUGCAGCAUCUCAUAACAAGUGGAAAAGAGGGAAACAACAAGCUAGUUGUUUAUUUUGACAUUAUUUUACGACUCACAAGAUAGUAAGUUGUAAAAUAUUGUCAGAAUAUUCCUUUAAAGUCCCUCUCUGAUCGUUUUUUUACUACUUAAAGUGUUCUUAGUGGUCUUUAAAUUGUGAUUAUGAAGUUUUUACCAAAAAUCGUGUUACCUGUCUCAUUUUCAAGGGCUUUUCUUCUCAUUAACAAUUCACCUCUGAGUCGCGGGCGGAGACAGCGCUGCUCCGCACACUUGUCUUCACGCUAGCUUGCAGCCUAACGUUGCCGGUGUCGUAGUAUCGUCGUAAUAUCACAAUUAACUUUCUUACGAGCAUUGCAAUCCGCUAACGUACCUGCUUGUUCUGCAACGUCCUCUGUACUUUUCUUGAAUUGGUUACAUAUGAAAUCAAACUGUUUCUGAACCUGCUGCUUGGGUCACAUUGAUUUGAUUAAAGAAAAACUCAGAAAAGCAAUUUCGCAUUUAGUUUUCUCAUAAUAUGUCCUGCAGCAUCAGAAGAAUGCCCUAUAAACAUAUUAAAAAAGAAAGACAUGAUUUUCAUCGGAGUGGAUCUUAAAGCUGAAAAAUGUGUCAUUCUGAGUUUUGGCACAAAUUCUGAGGAACAUUCAGGGUCCCAGGGUUUUAAUGUCCUCUUAAGCCUCUGCUCUCCUUUUUCUCCUCUUCCUCAGAAUCCUGCAGCCAGAUAUGGGGAAGAAGUCCAAGUACAAGACUUCAGUGAAGAAAAAGACUCUCAACCCGGAAUUCAAUGAGGUACAACCAGUUCCCUACUCCAGAAAUAACCAUGGCUCAUCAAGCCACGACUUUACAGCGCUCCAAAUGACGGGCUGUACUCUAUGUAAUGUUUAAAGCAGCAUGGCGUCUCAAGGCACCCUUCUUUAAAUGACUACAUAUUUCCUUGAGUGCGAGAAUUCACUGAAUUACACGUUCACUUCCUCUCCUGGUGUGUAUGAAUCAUUGAUAUAAAUAUCCUCUUGUGUUCUGCACCUGCACAGGAGUUUUCAUACGAAGUAACCUUGGACCAGCUGGCGAAGAAAACCCUGGAGAUCUCCGUGUGGGACUACGACUUGGGAAUGAGCAACGACUUCAUAGGUAGGCUUGAAGAAAAACAAGGAGGUGUGGAGGGGAGGAGCGGAAAAAGAAAGCGGCAGUGGGAAAGUAGAUGACUGUACAAGAGUGUCCGAAUGAAAGUGACGCAAUUUCUGAAGGAAUAAAAAAAACCAGAGGCUUAGUGUGGGCUGAGAGAAGAGUGGAGAAGAAAAUGGGGGGAGAUGAGGGGUAAUUACGGGGGAUGCAGUAGAAAGACUGAGAGUUGGAGUGGAAAAGGAAACGGGAGGGCUUAAGAUAUCAAAAGAAGGACUUUCUCUCUGGAUCUCCAUCUUUCAUGGACUUGGCACAUCAGAUAGCCGGUGCUUCAUCAGGCUGCAGAACAGCUUUAGCAUGGCGUAGUAGUGUGUACACAGCAAUAUGCACACGUGGGAGUUCAGGGAGUGAUGGGGGAGUAGAGGGGAGGAACAGUGAGAACGGAUUACCACCCUGUGAGCUUGAAGGCCUUCAGAUCAAAGGAUUUUACUCCAUCAAAUGUACGUGUGUGUGAGAGGCAGUGGGUGGGAGGCACCCAGUGUUUAGAUAAGCCCAGUGAGUUAUUAGACCUGCUGGGAGAAAGGCCAUCAGUCUCACAUACAGCUUCUCAGAUAACAGCCGUUCCCCUGACCAUUAUCAUUACAGGUUUAGCCACGUCAACCUCCCAGCUAAUUGGCGCUGAGAGAAAAAUGACACGGAGAACCAAGAAGAAUGGAGAAAACGGAGUUGAUAAAGAGGCCGAGUGGACAGAGGAGCGGUGCGCUAUUGUAAGAGUGAGAGCAAUAACAAGCAGGCUAAUAGGCUUAGCAGAAGAUAUAGAGGAUGUCACACAGUAAAAGGUGAAAUUUCAGGGAUACGCGGAGGAGAAAACUGAACGGUGAGAGAAUAAAUGUGAAGGCCAAAGUACACGGAAAAAAGACAGGCGAUCAAUCAAGAGGAUGACUUGUUGGAGGAAUCGAUACAAAAGGAGUGAUGGGAAAUUUCAUCUUCAUCUAGAACUAAAUCUACACAACAGGUAUAAAAAUGUUGCGUCGUACAUUAUCGAUGUCUAUAUCGCCGUACAGAAAGACUAUAAUUUUUUCAGAAGGUUCGACACAUCUGCCAGAGAAAGAAACGCGCACGAGGCUCCAAAAGCGUGGAAACAAAUGGCUCCAAUAUCAAAUAAGAGGUGAUCCAAUACAUCAGACCUUUGAAACUCUCGAUACUGAGGCGCUGUCGUACUUAAACUUUCAACACUUCAUACAUAAUCCUUUUGAAAUUCAGUGAUGGGGUUUAAAUUAUGCUCAUUCAGUUACAGUGGAGUUGAUAGUUUCACAGCCUUUUCCAGUCGUUUGCUGUUGUCUUUAGAGAUGUUCGUCAGGGAGGAUCUUUUGAGGCUCGUGUUUAAUUUUAUUCAGGAAUUCAAGUAUCCGCCUCAGAAACACCUCAGUUUUAAAAUUAAACUCUUAUCAUAUUGGUGCUUUGUGUUUAUAAACAGCUAAGAUUUUAACUGAAGCAAGCAGUUUUAGGUCCUGCUUCUUUAAAGCUCCAGUGAGGAACUUUCUGUCAGUGUUGAAUUUGGCGCUCCUUGUGGACAAAGUGAUAUUUCUUAUCUACUGUUACUGCAACAAGAUAUGUUUUCAGAUCUUGUCUUUUAACUCAUUCAGUGCCAGGUUCAUGUAUGCAAUUUUCACCCAGUGCCACCAUUGACCACAAUAGAAAUUUCCGUAUCUUUCAGGACCCACAGAAUAUCCUGAGCUUGGACUAGAAUUAAGUGCAAUAUCUCAAAAAAAAGGGGUGAUUCUCUUCUUUCACCCAAAAAAAAAAAGUUAAUCUCUAACCCACUCCUGUGUUCAUAUUAUCUUUGCCGAUCUGAAAAAAUAAAUCUGGGAAAAACACAUUUUUAUGACGGAGAGACUUUCAAGCAGAAGUCUGAUCGUCUAUUUUAUUUCACUUUAAACUACUUUACCGGUGGCAUCAAGAUCAUUCCUCCUCGGACACUGCUCCUCAUCACUCUCGAGAUCCGAUUGUGAUAGGUCACUUUGUGAUAGCUGAGAGUCGUAUUGGCCUCUUGAGAACCUGACGCCGGGACUUCUUGCGCCGUCGUCGCCAGGACUGUCGCUGAAUUCCAGCUCAGUCUUGCUCACCAGUACCGGCACCGGCAGCAUAACGACACACCGGAAAAUUAUUUCUUUGAUUGCCUCCUGAUGAUGUGAGGGUCCGGUACUGAAAUCUCCACUGGAUACAGAGACGGUAGCACCGCGCCCAUGGGAACCAAUGCGCCCAGACCGUUAGCUCUUGGCUAAUGACACUUGAUGGCACGCUUCUCACUGGCGAGUACUUGUUUUUGUUAUUGUAACAUGGUUAUGAUGUAUUUGUCGGCUUUCCUGCGUUCAGAACGACCCCAAACUUAGUCCCAUGUUGGGAGGGAGCGCCCUCUGGUGGAAAACAAAAAAACUGAAAAAUCUGUCAAAAUCAGACAAUGGCACUGAAUGAGUUAACAGUCAAGUUUUUUUUUUGUUUUUUUUUUUUGUAAUUUGCUAAAAACUUUUACCUAACUUGUACCUUUACCCCUACACAGUGAUUGCAACCAUUCAAAUUUCCAGCAAGGAAAUCUAAAUUUUUUUAUUUUUUUUUGAUAGCUUUGUAGUUCAUUAAAAGGCAUCAUGGUUUAAUAACCAGAUAAAAAUUCCUCACAGGAGCUUUAAAUGAUCCAGAAAGCUCUCAAAGUUCUCAUCAGCCUGUUCACUGAAAGCCCAACAAAGGGGCAGCAGCAGCAGCAUCAGGCGACUGUUUACCUCCUUAACUUCUGUGAGCUCUGCUUGGACUAGAAACUUGAAAGUAUUCUUGAGAAAACAUAUUUAAAACCUCUCAGACAUAUUGAGCACACUGCGUUCUGCUGUGCCUGCAGACGAGGACUUCAGAAAGACGUCCAAGACCAGCAGAAAGAAGAAUAAAUGAAAACCUCGUAUUCAAAUCAGUCUAAACCCUGAGCCUCUGAAGCAUGAGGUUUCAGUACAGUAUACGACGUUCACCGUGUGUAAAACUCUGGCUUCAUAUCAAAACAUCAGAACAGGUUGUGACUAGUAUUUUAGCGUAUUUGGCGCCUUUUUGAAAUCAUUUUGAUUACAUUGAAGAUAGUGGAGAGGCUCCGGUGCUGUUUGGUUGCUGAGGGAGCUCUUUCUGUCAAACAUACUGAGUCCUCUUGUUCUACAAUGCAGCUGAAUACCUGAUAAAUAAAAACAACCUUUUUUUUCUCUCUGUGAAGCAGAGGACAAUCUCAUAAAGGAUUAAAAUAAGAUGAUCAAACGCCUGCAACUAUUUGUGUCUAGCCAGCAUCCACGUCAGGCAUGUCCUCAUCUGUGUCUCCUUCCUCGGCUCUACUUCCUUACCUUCUUCCUUUCCUUCCUCCUUUCACAUGUCAGGGUGGCAGACUGUUUAUUCGUCACUGACAGCUCACAGGCUCAGAGAACACGCCAUCGAUCACCAUUUCGGAGGUGAUGGGGGUUUUGUGGGGGCGGGAGUCGAGGUGACUAAGUGUUGCGCGUGAUUAUCCUAUCGGAACUGGUUUUAACCUGCACAUUCAGCUGUGUGUGUGUGUGUGUGUCUGUGUGUGAGAGGAAAGAGAAUGAGCGUACAGGGUAGAAAUCACUCACAGGCAGCUCCUCCUUUCCCGGCAGCAGCAUCUCAGGCGGCGUUCGAUGCCGAGCGCUGAUGAGACGCAGAUCAACAAUCAAGCCUUGUUUUCCUUGCGGCUGUCAUUUUGCAAGGCGCUGAUAUAAGGCAGCAUUGCCAAAAGUCUGUGUUUAAAACUUCACGCUCCAUUGACUGUGCAAUCACGGCCAAGAGAAUGGCUCUGUAAUAACCUCGGCGUGACGACUGCCCGCAUCUCUCUAUCGUACAGUCUCCACCAAAGCCUCCAUCACCUCAGCUCACUUUCACCUGAGUCAUUUCCUGCUUUUCUGCAUAUUUAUUCUCUCCUUGCCCUUUCAAUAAAUCUCGCCUUAUCUUAAUCUCUCUUUCUUGUAAUUCCCCCGCUGCUUGUCUAUUUCUUUUCCUCCCUGCCUGGAGGAGUGUGUCUCAAAUAUCUGGCGGCUUCCUUUGGUGCCUGUCUGUCUGCCAGUCAAGAAAUUAUCAUCUUUACUUGCCUGAAUUUUGAUGCAAGUUAUUAUUUUGGCUCUGUUAAAUGUCUGUUAAUAUCACAUUUAAGCAAACUAAGUGUCUGCAUAACAAUCUUUGUUACUUUGUCUCUUGCAACUCAUGUAUCAGUCAGCUUUAUUCAGAUUUUCAGCAUUUUUUUUAACAUGAAAUCCUGCUCAAAACUUUUGCGAGUCACAAAACAUUUUAGUUUUUUCCCCCUCACCUAAUUUUGUGCAACAGCUUUUGUUACUAGUUGUACAUCCGGAGGAGACCGCACUUCUCUAGCGUGUAAAACCAAAUGAAAGUGGGUCCCGUUCAGCACCGAACAGCAGAUAAACACAAUGAAGGGCUGUAGCUGAGGAAAGUGGUGAAGCAUUCAGCUGCUGAAGAGCCAAAUAUUUCCUCUGAGAGUUUGUAGCAAUCAAAAACAGUGCUUAAAGAGAGCGACUAAUGGACUCACAUUCGUCAGGUUUUCACAGAUGGGACUCUAACUGAAUGGCAAUGUUGUUCCACAACUGCUUGAUAUGCAAACUACCUUUCGACUAGUUUAAAGGCUGUUUUGUGCUCCCAAGUGAUCGAAAAAUCGAAUUAUUCUUGUUUGAGGAGCCAAAAAGGCAUAAGUAAUCCAUUCAAAAUGUUGAAAUGCAUCACUCAGAGAGACUUCUACAAGAGCAGCUAAAAAAGGAAAUGUCCUGAAAAAGUUCAUUUUUCCUAAUAACUUUCUAAAAACCAAGCCUUUUUUGCUGGAAAUGCAUGUAAAAUGAGGACAUCUAUGUAACUACAAGGUCUACUAGAGGAAAUGUACAACCAUGUUUUGGCCAAGCAGUGUCUGUGUUUGCUGGACUUUGGUUGUUUUUGGCUUCUUUCUCUGCCAUGCUUCUGUGUAGCCGUGGAUGCUUUGUAUCUUGACAUGAGCAGCAGCUGAUGCGUUUUGGAUGAUGUAAAGUUGUAUACGAGCCAGAAAUGUGGCGACUGGGUCCACACAGAGGUGCUUCAUAAAGUUUGAUGUUUAGUUGUUUAUUUGAGUAGUGUCAGGACUGUGUUUUGGUCAUAUAAACAUGUUUUUUACACGUUGUAGGCCAGCUUCUGCUGUUUAAUUUGACAUAUUACAUGAGUAUUACAUAUUCUUUCAGAAAUAGCACAGUGGUAGCUCUGCGAUUUUUCUGCAUUAGCUAGGGUCCCCUGAUUUUAGAAGGAUAAGUGAAUACAAAGAGUGAAACCUCCAUAUAUUCUAGAUUCAUCCCACACAAAGACGUUUUCAGUUUGAAUCCUCAUGAGUACUGCUUACAGUUCAAGAAAAUCAAGUAUCCAGUAUCUCAAAACAUUUGAGUAUUGUGGAAAAGUCCAGUCACCUCACAGCAAGAGGGUCCUCGGUUCAAAUCCGGGUCUGGGCGUUUCUGUGUGGAGUUUGCAUGUACUCUUUGUGUCUGCGUGGGUUUACUCUGGGUACUCCGGUUUCCUCCCACAUCCCAAAAACACGCCUAAGUGAGGUUAGGUUAAUUGGCCGCUUUCAAAUUGCCCGUAGGUGUGAAUGUGAGUGUGGAUGGUUGUUCGUCUCUAUAUGUCAGCCCUGCGAUGAACUGGCGACUUGUCCAGGGUGUCACCUGCCUUCGCCCAAAGAUGCUGGGAUAGGCUACAGAAUAUAUUACACAGAAUAUAAAUUUUUCUCCCCCCUGCCUGCGAUGUUGACAUGUAGUAACUGUAAGACUGGUUUGUGCUCAAGUCUUCUUUUUUCCGUACAGCUCCAUUUUUAAAAGUUAUUAGGGAGUUCAUGUUUUCUAUGAUUGACACUUGAUACAGCCAAUGGGUGUACGAAGAUUGCGUAGCUCACCUGGGGAUACGCUGUUUGAGCCAAGAGUCAUGACAGCGACUCUCCUGCCAAAUGCGUACAACGCUACUGCACAUUGUUGGUUUCAGGAAGUGGAGAAAAAUUGCGUAAAUACGAAUAAGAACUUUUUGGCUUCAAAUCUGUAUACUGGCGGGAGGCGGAACCAAGUUGUCCACAGUAUAUACAGUCUAUCAAAACAACCUGGACCUCCAUUAACACCCUAGCAGAGCCACAGACUGAUUUCCUCCACGCAACAUUAUAUUGAUGCAGUAAUUCAUGCAAAAGGAGCUCAGACCAAGUACUCAAGGCAUAAAUUAGCAUAAUAUCCCAUAAAGUUGACAUUUUGGUGUUAUAAAUCUUUUUUUUCUUUUUUUAUUGAGUGAGAUUUUGUGAGCAGUAAGUUGUAAUCGCCAAGAUUCAAACAAAAGAAAUAGACUAUACGGAAAUUUCACUUUUUAAAUUGAAUUACAGGGGAAAUAAAUGAACUUUUUGGGGACAUUCAGAUUUUUUAAGCUGCACUUGUAUUUUCUUUUCAUUGCUACCAUGAAUUAAACAUCUGUCUCAUUUACCUCUCUCCUAUAUCACUUUCUUACUCCUCUUUCUUUUCGCCUUCCCUGUCUGUUUGCAGGCGGAGUUGAGCUGGGCAUCAAUGCGAGCGGACAGAGACUCAAACACUGGUUCGAGUGUCUCAAAAACAAAGGGAAGAAAGUGGAGUUCUGGCAUACGCUCACACAGCAAGGAGCCCCGAGCAGUGACAAACCGGACUAGAUAACACUAGCCGCUCAUGCAUAGAAACACACACAAACAACACACUUGUCUAACUGAAGGUUGGUUGACAAAAGAGAUCAAACAAGGCCAGGAUUUAAAAAUGCAAUAAUAAUGAUGUUUAAAAAAAAAACGACGUCCCUCAUUGACACCAAUACAAGUAUUAGUAUAUGAUAUUCAUACUAAUAUUAGUGAUGGUAAUAAUGUGUAAGCUGAAUACAUUUUUUAAAAUGUAUUUUUUUCUAAAGGUGAACCAAAUUGUGACUAUGUCCUCAUUAAAGUGUUGACGUAACGAAACAGUACUCACGAAAAUUGUGCUUUAGACCUCACUGUAUUGUGGAAGUGGCUCAUACUCUGUCGUUCAAAUUUACCCUCGACGAAGGCAUUUGAGAUUAAUGUCCUCAAAUUUAUUCAGCGAAAGGGGCCAAAAGUGUGUGUGCAUAAGUACAAGUGACUCAUGAUGUGGUGUAUAGUUACAGAAAUGAGGGUGAUUGUGUUGUAAGAAGUCUCUAACUUAGUGGUUGUUAAUCUGAUGCAAAACAACACACCGUCUUAUAAAGCACAAAAGAUCCAUUUGGUGGAUUUGUACCUUUACCGUUUCAGUGUUCUUGUUCUUAUGUCUCAUUGUCUUUCAGUGACAGUGGCUUUCUACACACCUCCAUAUCAAACAUUGAAAUGUUAGUGUGCCUGUGUGUGUGUGUUUAUGUGUGUGUGAGGGCUAUGAGAAUGAGUGCCUACAUUUUCUGUCUGUUUUGUGUCUGUAUGUCCGUCUGGAUUUACGCCAUGUCCCAUUCGGAAUGUUUCCGUCAAACUGCAGAAGCACAGAGGUGUGAAGAAAUGAUAACAAAGGACAAGAGAGACCAAAACUGGAGAGAAAUCCUCCUCAGUCUCCACCACAGACAACACCGCAGGGGUGUGGGUGUUCCCGACUGCAGGACUCUGUGAAGCUGUCAAUUGUACGUCCCAGACCUUUACCACCUUUCUCCCUCAGAGCCAGAAACUUCCAGAAUUGAAUACAUCCUGCUAAAUAACCCCUGACCACUCUUUUUGACUCUCCCUGAUGAAAAAGUUGUGUUGGCGGCAGGCAGAUCGGAUAUUACUUUUUCGAGAUUCUGCUUGUACCUUUACCCUCCGAGCAGUUUUUUUUUCUUCUUUUGUGGCUCCAAUUCGUCCUCAGCAGAGUCAUCAAUGAUGCAAUGGUCCUCCCUGUGGAGCAAUAUCAAAGCAGUUUUGGAUGCUGCAGCGUUCGAUUGGUCCUGCUGUCUGAUUUAGAGACCUAGGCUAGAGCAUGUUAAUCUCCCCUAACUCACUUUACUCACUCCUUCAGACAUGUUAAAAAGAAAACACUUCCACAGUUUGAUAAGGCCACACAGGGAUCAGGAUCUAUUCACGUAACCUGGUUAAAAUCAUAUGUAAAGUUGUUGUAGGUUAACAGCAGCUCACAGAGAGGGAUGCUAAAGUAAUCCUAUUCAAACAGUGGCCAUGUUUAGACGGUACAACGCUCUAAUGUUAUUUGGAAGUCUUAUGAAUGUAGUGUAUUUGACAAUUAUUAUUGUGUCAUUAGCCACUAAUGAGCAACUGAAAAGAAAGACGAUGUGUAAUGGGAAUGAAGAGCGAGAUCUGCCCGUGUUUCAAAGUAAACAACCCUUUAGCUUCCACAGCUACAACAGCUCAAGAUUGUAUUCACACAUUUCCUAGCUUACAGCUUGUUUACAUUCAGUUACAGAGUAAAAUUAUGUGUUUAUAGGAAUUGAUUCCUUUCCUGAUAUAUUUUGUGACACAGCCAAAGACUAAAAUUUGGGCUCAGUUACUUCCUAGUUCGCUGUAAUUUUGGUUUUACUUCAGCUAAACAGCCAGUUUAAAAUCGCAGCAUUUCAUUUAAAUCAUUUCUGCCUAAUGACCGUUCAGUUCCUGACCACUGUCGAAGUCGAUAACUGUAUUAAACUGUCAGAUAGCUAUUUUACAGAAAACUAGAACAGUCAUGGGUUUUUCUCCUUUUUAUGCACUUUUAUCUCCUGAUAACGACAACAAAGAUAGUAUUUUCAUGAUAACAAAUUAUUUUAUUUUCAUUAUCUCGACAUUACAAAGAUCAUAUUCUCGUGAUAACAAAUUAAUUUAUAAUGUGUCCGCCAUAGUUACUGUUGUUGUCCAAUUCGCACAUGACAGUUAAAUGUUCCCACGUCGUAAUGCGCUUGCGCAAAGUGCAGCGUGACGUCAGCGUUUUCAUUGAAAACCCUGCUAGAACGCCAUUUCUGUUAUCACAAGAAAACAAUCUUUAUGCUGAAAUAACAAAAUUACUGGUUCUCACGAGAAAACAGUGCAUAAAAAAAGAAAAAUCUACGUCUGUUCUCGUCUCCUGUACUAUUUGUCUGUAUUUCGGAAUUUUAAAAAAUAUGAUUACCGAUUUUUUCCAACCCCUCCAUUGAUGAAAGUUUGUCAGCACUCAGUAUUAUGUCAGAUAAAGAGUUGUAAUUUUUAUAUGUCUUGUAAUGAUAACUUAUAGUAAUUUUGGCUCCUGUCCACUCACUAGUUUACAGUAAUAUCUAUGAGUAAGUGGCUGAGCGCUAAUAUUGGCUGUUCUCUGACCACAGCGACAAAAACAAUAAGGGGAAAAUGGCCACUGCAUGAAUAUGAUAAAUGUAAAGCACCUGUCUGCUCUGUCCUCAGGAGGUACAAAGGGGGUUACACCCUGCAUGUAGAAAAGUGACCGCAGGCGCAGUGAAUAAUAACUAGAGGCCAGGAUCCAGUCAACAUAAAAACCUUCACUACAUUGUAAACGUAAUCUGCAUGUGUCAGUUGUGCACAUCUCUACAUGUUGAAGAUGAUCAUAGCUAAGACUUUCACUGAGUUGUCUAAAUAACAGCCAGGAUAUCAGUUUUAAUCGGCCAUUAAUUCCUCACUCUGGUACUGGCAGCGUGUAGGUACAUGCGAGCACACCCACAGUCAGUCAGUCAGUCAGUAGCCUCUGGGAGUUUUCUAACUGUUGAAUCGAUCUGGCUGCUCAUAUUCUUGGUGUCCUUCAACAACCUUGUGUCUCAUCAUUGACUGCAAAAAAUGGAUCCUUCAGUGGUGAAUUAGGUUACAAAUAAAAAGGGCUUGAGCAUUAUCAGAGUUGGGACUAAUUGUUGUGCAAUGACAGGAAACUUCAAACACAUUUUCAGUUUGAUUUUUUUUUUUUUUUUUUUUAAAGGAUGCUGAUAUUAUUCUGUACUUUUUCUAUGCACAUUGAAACACCCAGUGCGUCAGCAGCCAGAUAAUCAAACCAAAACAAAAACAUGAUUGUGUUAUCCCAGCAUUAUAGAUGCAUUUCUGGGAAUACUCAGUACUUUGAUUGGGGCUGUGCUGGGUGACAGUGAUCUAAUAGAGUUCACAUUCUUGGCUUGAGGGUUGCUUAUUCCCGUCUGUGGGUCUGUUGGUUCUGUUUACAGUCACUAAAUUUUCUGACUAUUGUCUAAUGAUCCCACUUUGCUUGUGUAAUUCUUUAUCUGCACUAUAGCUGCAUGUUUAGCAAACACAAGCAAUCACUAUCAGCUUGUGUAACAGAGCGCCUUAGCAAGUUGUUCUGAAUGUGGAUGUGUUUACAGUCUAUGCCAUCCAUUCAGUCUUAGUGUAUAUUGUUUGAGAAUACAAAAAUUCAGGGUACUUUUUGCUUAAUCGCUUCGCUUGACCAAGUAGGCUGUUGAUUUCUAAAAAGCAAAACCUUUACUGUUACGGACUUUGACACUCGUCUUCCUACAGUGAUAUGGCUGGUAAUGAUGCAGGAGGGCAGGGACGAAUGAGAUGGGAAGUCAUUACUGCAGUUCCUGUGUAUUCACUGUCGAUGUCAAUCAUACAGUAUGGCUGCCAUCCUGUGGUGGGUUUGUGUAAUUACUUCAAAAAAUAAACUGAAGUUAUUUCAGUGGA